AUGAUGUCCAGUACGGUACUUGACAAGGUUUUACAUACAAGUGCUGCCGGAUCCUACGUGAUCUGACUUGUUCUUUCAGAGUCCAUUGAGCCGUGAGGCAGCAGGAGCAGAAAGAAAAUUAUAUUAAUGUAUAAUAAUAUAGAAAGGCUGGUCCCUCCAGUCUAACCCAGUCUCUCUAAUGACACUCAUCUCUGUUAGGCACACUCCUAAUGUCUGUAAUAGAGGGGUGUUUUAUGGCCUCCACACACACACACACAUUGAGGCAGGCACGUGGUCCCUCUCGUCUCCGUGACCCCCUCAGAGCAGUGAGGGCUGACCUGAAGGCAGUAAUGUCUCUCUAGUAAAACACCAGUAAGGCUGUAAGAGAGUGGCUGUUUCCCCCAGCGUCCAGGCUCUCAGGUCUGGCGUAUGUAUACACACACAUACACACACGGGCAUUUAUUUGUAUGAGGCUGUGGGAGAGAGGAUGUUAGAGUCUUGACGUGGUUACUGUUCUCUGAGGUUUGAUGGGGACCCUUCCUGUCACUGAUGGCACUGUGCCUUAAAGAGGUGUGCUGCCAGGUUGGGAGAGAGGGUUUGUGGCCCUGGGGCCCCUGGAUUGUGACUGCUCUGUUGUGUGGUUCUCUCUGUCACUCAGGAAACAGUGUGACCAGACCAAUGGGUAGAGAGAGAGGUUAACAAUAGAAGGUCUAUGAGAAGAGAGGACUACCAGCCCCAGGCUCAGUGUCUGACUGGGGAAGUAGAUGAGAGGAGAGAUGGAGUGGAGCAGAGAGCAGAGAGAGGGAUGAGAUGAAAGAGAGGACUGGAGGAGGAAGGAGGUCAGGUCAGGAGUGUCGAGCCUGCCAGGUUCAAUUAGAGCAGACAUGAUCAGAAUGAUGAUGCUAAAGGGCAGACAGGCCAUUCUGCGUGCGAGUGUGCGUGUGUGUGUGUCUGUCACGAAAACUAUAGUAGUAACACUUGGCCGUUCCAUAGGUCAUGUUCUCAGGCAGUGUGAGUUCACAACAGAGCACACAUGACAACACUUUCCCCCUGCCUCUUACUCACCAUAUCAUGAGUUUUUUUUAACCUUAUUCAGUCUAUGGUUGUGAGUGACAUAGUAGCAUUUGUUUCUAAUGCCAUGGCACUACUCUGACUCAUCUGCAUUCAUCUGCACCCCCCCCCCCCCCCCCACCACCACUACUAUCACGUGACCCUGAAUUGGGGUGAAUGGAAUAAAGAGACACACAAUUGACACAUGGAAAAUAAUUACAUCGAAAAUCUUAAUGAUUCCUAGAAAAUCUGAAUCAGGAGUUGCACCUUCACUGACUGAUCAAUUUUUCAGUCAUCGCCACGCCCUCCAUCUUCUCUCGCCUCCUGUAUACCCUCCUCUUCUCUCUCUCUCUCCCUCUCGUCUCUCUCUUCUCUGUCUCUGUCUCUCUCAUCUGUCUCUCGUCUCUCUCUCUUCUCAGUCUGCAUCUCGUUCUGAGCUCUCUAUCUUCUCUGCCACGUCCUCCUCUCGACCACUCGUCUCCUCUCUCUCUAUCCUCUACUCCUCUACUCUCCGUCUCAUUCACUCGCUCUUCUCUCUCCACUCUCUCGUCUCUCUCUCUCUAUCACUGUCACUCCCUCUCUCCCACUCUCCUCCUCUAGAUUCCUACUCCCUCUCUCCUCUCUCUCCCAGGAGGGGUGUAUUGUGUGAGGGUCAGCCCCUGACAUCUGUGGCCAGUAGCGUCAGUAGCAGUAGCAGCAGCAGGAACAGCAGAUGAGAGCCAUUGGCUCUCUGGCCCUCCCCUCCUCCCACACAAUAGAGCUGAUUGUCCGCGCAACACACACACACACACACACACACACACACACACACACACACACACACAGACAGAGGGGGCUUUACUGUGGGUAGCGUUCCCCCGCCAUAUGCCCUGUCUCCGCUGGAAUGUGAUUCUCUUCACGCACCACGGACUGGAAACACAGAGAAGUGAGAAAGGAAAGAAAGGAGGAAGAGGUAUGUUGAAGUAAUAUAGAGAGAGAGCAGAAAGGGUGAAAGGGCGAGAGAGAGCGAGAGGAAGGGAGGAUGCGGCGAAAGCAGCGAGGCAGCAGUUUAGCGCAAGCCUGAACCUGCCUAUGUGUGUCUGAGAGAGACAGAGGAAUGGAGGGAAUGAGAGAGGGAGAGGACGCUUUUCUCUUCAUUCUGGCUGUUGUGUAACAAGGAGAAGGAUAUCCAAUCAUCUCUGUGAACGGUAGCGGUUGACUCUGACACACAGACCAAGUCUUGACUAGCGGAAGCCUGGUCUCAGGUCAGUGGGUUUUUCUCUUUUAGAAGGACUGAAGCUCUGUAGUACACUGUAGCCAUGUGUGUUGUGUCCGUACUGGGGGUAGGAGGGUUAUUGAGGCGCUCACAGGCUUUGUUUGUUGGGUGAACACCCCACAGCUGCAGCCUCUCUCAGUAAUACACAUCCGUAGCACACAUGCAAAACACACACACAUGUGAUUGGCAUACACACACACUAACACACAUAUGGAGAAUGACUGCAGUUAUCUUUCUUGGCCAUGCUUGGCUGAAGCCCUUAUCUGUCCCUGUGGUGUGCUGUAGCAGAGGUGUUAGCCACACCGGCUGCAUGUAGCCUGCUGUAGCUAAAGCUGCCAGCUCACCCUGCUGUUUGUGCUGUAUCACAGGCUGUCAGACUCAACAUGUUUAGCUUCAACUAUUAGCUUUUCUCUUGUGUUUGUGACGCCAUCAACUCUUCCUGCUGUGUACGCUGAACUCUAGCUCAAUCUGAUAGCGAUAGAUGCGCUAACAGCUGAAACCAUUACUUGGUAAAAUACAGCUGUAGCUGUGGACUCUUCCUUAUAGCUCCCAUGCUGAGACUGAACUCUUAGUGGACCCUGUUGUGUAGUUGAGACAGGCAUGCAGGGAGUCUCAGGGGGCGACGCUGGGGCUCUGCUUUGGCCCUGUCCCAGACUCCCAUGACUCAGGGCUGAAGGCUGAGAGUUCAGACUAGGAGGGGUUGGGGUGAGUGGGGGUAGGGAGGCUGCUGGGGAAGGAGAGAGGCCCACUGUGACCAGAAAUUUGAUUAAACUGAGGGAGCAGCACAUCUAAAGAGGAGCAGAGAGGGGAGGGGUGUUAAGACCUUCAUCAGACAACACAAUGAAUGCAGCACUAUGUGUGUGUGUGUGUGUGUUUGUGUGUGUGCGCGUGCGUGCGUGCGUGCAUGUGUGUGUGUGUGUAUGAAGGUCUGUGUGUGGGGGUGGGUGGGUGUUUGUGCCCUCUGCCCCAUCAUGCUGUCUCCGCAGUGGUUGUCAGGGGUUCAGCAGUGGUUGUCAGGGGUUCAGCAGUGGUUGUCAGGGGUUCAGCAGGGGUUGUCAGGGGUUCGCCAGUGUUUGGCUUGAUCCCCACCUUUUCUCUCUUCCUCAUGUUCACACUUUUCAUCCCCCUUUCUUCUCCCUUUUAACUCCAGGACCAGAAUACACCGUCAGAAUACACUGUCAGAAUACACAGUCAGAAUACACAGUCAGAAUACACAGUCAGAAUACACUGUCAGAAUACACUGUCAGAAUACACAGUCAGAAUACACAGUCAGAAUACACAGUCAGAAUACACCAUCAGAAUACACCGUCAGAAUACACAGCCAGAAUACACCGUCAGAAUACACAGUCAGAAUACACAGCCAGAAUACACAGCCAGAAUACACCGCCAGAAUACACCGCCAGAAUACAACGCCAGAAUACACCGUCAGAAUACACAGCCAGAAUACACCAUCAGAAUACACCGUCACAGUCAGUGCCUCCAGAAACAGCAGCACCAUAGUCAUCAGUUUCUUUGGGGGAGGGUGUCAUUGACCUGGAGCUUUGUCUUUCACCGUGUCGGAACGAGAGAGAGCGUGAGGAUGCUGAUGAUACUGACUGACACUAUGGCACUCUCCUAGGAAGUGCCCAAUCAAACAUAUAGCUAGCUGAGUGGGUCGGAUCAAUGAGGAUGUCAUUCUGUAAAGUUUUAGAAUAGACCUCAGUUGACUUCAGUCGUAUAGGGGAACAAGACAGCAAAUAAGUAAGUGUGAAAAUAAGUAAGAGGAACUUCAGAUGUGGUGGGAAAUGUCAAACAUCAUUAUGUAACCAUAUUUUAGUGUCCAACUCAUCCUUUUAUGACACAGUGAGAUGCACAGAAUAUGGAACUCUCUCUCUCUCCUCUCUCUCUCUUCCCCUCUCUCUCGCUCUAUCUCCUCUCGCUUCCCUCACUCUCUCCCCACCAGCACUCCCCUCUUUAUUUAUCUCCUCUCUCUCAUCUCUAUCUCGCUCUAGCUCUCUCUCUCUAUCUCUUCUCUCUCUCUCUCUCUCGCUCUCUCGCUCUCUCUCUCUCUCUCUCUCUUCUCUCUCAUUAACACCCUAGCCUCCAGGCCUGCUUCCAGGCUGCAUGUAGAUUUCUGGAACAUUCUGUGCAUGCACUCCUCCACCACUGUGAGGAUUGCUGUAGGGUUCACUGCCUCCAGUCAUUCAUGUUGAACUCAAUAAUUUCCCUAGUCCCGCAUGCUCUCACACAUGCUGUUUAAUUGAUAUUUUAUUGGAUUAUUUUCAUCCAUUCACCUGUAUUCACUGGAGAUCCAUCUGUCAAUGUCAGCCGUGUGUGUGUGUGUGUGUGUGUGUGUGUGUGUGUGUGUGUGUGUGCGUGUGUGCGUGUGUGCGUGCGAGCGAGCAAGAGAGAGACAGAGACAGAGACAGAAAGAGGAAGAGAAAGAUAGCGAGGAGAGGAGGGAAACAGAGACAGUGAGGAGAGAGAGAGAGCUGGGAUAGAGAGAGAGACACCCUAGGGCAUUGUGACCAGACAGUCUCACUGAACUGAACACAAUGUUAGAGUUCAGCUGUGUGUGUAUACUGUACACCCAAAAUAGACAGACCAGCAUUUGUUGUUGUAGCCUUUUGUUAUUAUUAAGCAAUAAGGCACGAGGGGGUGUGGUAUAUGGCCAAUAUACCACGGCUAAGGGCUGUUCUUAGGUACGACGCAACACCAUAUAUGGCCAUAUACCACAAACCCCCUGAGGUGCCUUAUUGCUAUUAUAAACUGGUUACCAAUGUAAUUACAGCAGUAAAAAUAGAUGUUUUGUCAUACCCGUGGUAUACGGUCUGAUAUGCCACUGCUGUCAGCCAAUCAGCAUUCAGGGCUCGAGCCACCCAGUUUAUAACAUGCAAUGUACAAUAACUCUCUCUAUUAUUGAAGUGUAUCACAUAACCAGCACUGAAUGGAGUCUGUGUAAUAUGUCUGGGUUAUUUAUGGCCAGAGAGCCAGACUGAUGUACUAGCCCAUUGGGAAUCAAUCAGAUGUGAAGACUGUGAAUGGCUGGUAAUAUUGAUUGACACAUUUCAGAGCCUCCAUCCCACAGCUGUGGCCUGUUUCCUCAUGUCACGGCUCUACAGGCCUGAAGCAUUGAUUAGAGGGGGGGGGGGGGGGGGGGGUGGCCUGUCAAUGUUAUCACCUACUCAGAGUCCCUAUAUUCAUCUCUUCCCCCGGUGUUCAGAGUGCCUCCACUCCUGUGUCUGGUUAGAUCUUCAUUAUUGUCUCUCCGUCACGUACAAAGUCAAUUUCACACCUGCAUAGAUAAUAGCCUGGAGAUCUCUGUUCUCCGCCCUGUUAUCUCUCCUUCAUUCCCUCCUGUUUUUCUCUCUCUCUCACUUUCUCUUUCUCUCUGUCUCUCUUGUCUCUCUCUCUCGCUCUCUGUCUCUCUCUCUCUACUCCUCUCACUCUCUCUGUCUGUGAUUGUAAUCCCUGUAAUGUUAAACCAGACACAUCUCCCUCUAAUGUUAUGACAGGAAGUGUUUAGCAGGGGGGCGUUCAGGUUCACCUCUCCAGGUCACUGUGUUCCUCAUUAGAGCUGUGUUCGACAUCCUGCAGAGACCGGGUUUGUUGUUGUACCAGACUGUGGUUCAUUGAACACCCUGGAAUGUUAGUGUGGGCAUGACUGGCCUAUGACCUCUCUGUGUAUUGUGCGUGUGCGCGUGCGUUUGCAAAACUCUAUAAUUGUUUGUUUUUAUUUUGGAGAGACGAGAGAGGGGCUCAUCUGGUCCCUAUCUCCCCCGACCAGCAGACACACUCUCUGAUUGGAGGGACGUGACUGGGCAUAUUAACUAUCUCUAUAAUGAAAAAUCACUUCCUGGCUUAUGCAGAGAAGUGAUGCAAAUUAGGUCUAAGUUACUUACUAUCUAUUCAUGAUAAUUUCCUUACUGUGGAUGAAUACGGUAUUCUCUGUCUUCUGGUGUCAUUUUAUCAGGAUUGAGGCGGUUUUAACGGCAUUCAUGGUUUUUUUUUAUGGAGAAGAAUGACUGCAAGUUCCCCUCUACGUAGUUGGGUUUGUCAUGUUUAUAAUGCAGUGUUCAGGUCAGCUAUUAGAUUUGUGCCUGAUUGAGAUGAUACUAGAUCUCAUCCCUCUGAUCACCUGGCCUGAGAGAGAGAGCGAUAGAGUGACACAUUAACUCUAACACACACAAACACAACUCCAGUCUGUCCCUGGCCCCUCCCACACCUGAUUACACCUGCAGCGUCCUGGGAACUGGUUGUACAAUGACAGACAGACAGGGAGGGAGGGCAGAGCGUUGAGGUUAAACAACACAAACACAGUAAUGCAGCAACCACCACUAGAUGAGGAAACCUGCAGCAUAGAACAGGACCAAACUAACUAACAUAGCUUCCUUUGAUCUGCUUUUCUGGUUAAACUGGGACAUGGAGAGGCUGUGUAGUACGGAUAGGCAGCAGGGGGAAACACAGCCCCACUGGAGAGGAGAUUACUCAGGUACUGUCCAGAUAGUAUUGUUGAGUAUUGUUUACUUUUAAUAACCUCAAACACCCACACACCCUGUCAGAUACAGUGGGGAGAACAAGUAUUUGAUACACUGCCGAUUUUGCAGGUUUUCCUACUAACAAAGCAUGUAGAGGUCUGUAAUGUUUAUCAUAGGUACACUUCAACUGUGAGAGACGGAAUCUAAAACAAAAAUCCUGAAAAUCACAUUGUAUGAUUUUUAAGUAAUUAAUUUGCAUUUUAUUGCAUGACAUAAGUAUUUGAUACAUCAGAAAAGCAGAACUUAAUAUUUGGUACAGAAACCUUUGUUUGCAGUUACAGAGAUCAUAUGUUUCCUGUAGAUCUUGACCAGGUUUGCACACACUGCAGCAGGGAUUUUGGCCCACUCCUCCAUACAGACCUUCUCCAGAUCCUUCAGAUUUCGGGGCUGUCGCUGGGCAAUACGGACAUUCAGCUCCCUCCAAAGAUUUUCUAUUGGGUUCAGGUCUGGAGACUGGCUAGGCCGCUCCAGGACCUUGAGAUGCUUCUUACGGAGCCACUCCUUAGUUGCCCUGGCUGUGUGUUUCGGGUCGUUGUCAUGCUGGAAGACCCAGCCACGACCCAUCUUCAAUGCUCUUACUGAGGGAAGGAGGUUGUUGGCCAAGAUCUCGCGAUACAUGGCCCCAUCCAUCCUCCCCUCAAUACGGUGCAGUCGUCCUGUCCCCUUUGCAGAAAAGCAUCCCAAAGAAUGAUGUUUCCACCUCCAUGCUACACGGUUGGGAUGGUGUUCUUGGGGUUGUACUCACCCUUCUUCUUCCUCCAAACACGGCGAGUGGAGUUUAGACCAAAAAGCUCUAUUUUUGUCUCAUCAGACCACAUGACCUUCUCCCAUUCCUCCUCUGGAUCAUCCAGAUGGUCAUUGGCAAACUUCAGAUGGGCCUGGACAUGCGCUGGCUUGAGCAGGGGGACCUUGCGUGCGCUGCAGGAUUUUAAUCCAUGACGGCGUAGUGUGUUACUAAUGGUUUUCUUUGAGACUGUGGUCCCAGCUCUCUUCAGGUCAUUGACCAGGUCCUGCCGUGUAGUUCUAGGCUGAUCCCUCACCUUCCUCAUGAUCAUUGAUGCCCCACUAGGUGAGAUCUUGCAAGGAGCCCCAGACCGAGGGUGAUUGACCGUCAUCUUGAACUUCUUCCAUUUUCUAAUAAUUGCGCCAACAGUUGUUGCCUUCUCACCAAGCUGCUUGCCUAUUGUCCUGUAGCCCAUCCCAGCCUUGUGCAGGUCUACAAUUGUAUCCCUGAUGUCCUUACACAGCUCUCUGGUCUUGGCCAUUGUGGUCUUGGCCACUCUGUACUCCUGAGUGGCGCAGUGGUCUAAGGCACUGCAUCGCAGUGCUAACUGUGCCACUAGAGAUCCUGGUUCGAAUCCAGGCUCUGUCGCAGCCGGCUGCGACCGGGAGACUCAUGGGCGGCGCACAAUUGGCCCAGCGUCGUCCAGGGUAGGGGAGGGAAUGGCCGGCAGGGAUGUAGCUCAGUUGAUAGAGCAUGGCGUUUGCAACGCCAGGGUUGUGGGUUCGAUUCCCAUGGGGGGCCAGUAUAAAAAAUAAAAUAAAAAAAAUGUAUUCACUAACUGUAAGUCGCUCUGGAUAAGAGCGUCUGCUAAAUGACUAAAAAUGUAAAAAUGUUUAAAAAAAUGAGAGGUUGGAGUCUGUUUGAUUGAGUGUGUGGACAGGUGUCUUUUAUACAGGUAACGAGUUCAAACAGGUGCAGUUAAUACAGGUAAUGAGUGGAGAACAGGAUGGCUUCUUAAAGAAAAACUAACAGGUCUGUGAGAGCCGGAAUUCUUACUGGUUGGUAGGUGAUCAAAUACUUAUGUCAUGCAAUAAAAUGCAAAUUAAUUACUUAAAAAUCAUACAAUGUGAUUUUCAGGAUUUUUGUUUUAGAUUCCGUCUCUCACAGUUGAAGUGUACCUAUGAUAAACAUUACAGACCUCUACAUGCUUUGUAAGUAGGAAAACUUGCAAAAUCAGCAGUGUAUCAAAUACUUGUUCUCCCCACUGUAUAUCCCGAAAUACAUUACUUCCUGCUGAGGAAAAGUAGCUUUGUGUAGAUACAGUUGAAGUCGGAAGUUUACAUACACCUUAGCCAAAUACAUUUAAACUCAGUUUUUCACAAUUCCUGACAUUUAAUCCUAGUAAAAAUGCCCUGUUUUAGGUCAGUUAGGAUCACCACUUUAUUUUAAGAAUGUGAAAUGUCAGAAUAAUAGUAGAGAGAAUUAUUUAUUUCAGCUUUUAUUUCUUACAUCACAUUCCCAGUGUGUCAGAAGUUUACAUACACUCAAUUAGUAUUUGGUAGCAUUGCCUUUAAAUUGUUUAACUUGGGUCAAACAUUUCGGGUAGCCUUCCACAAGCUUCCCACAAUAAGUUGGGUGAAUUUUGGCCCAUUCCUCCUGACAAAGCUGGUGUAACUGAGUCAGGUUUGUAGGCCUCCUUGCUCGCACACGCUUUUUCAGUUCUGCCCACACAUUUUCUAUAGGAUUGAGGUCAGGGCUUUGUGAUGGCCACUCCAAUACAUUGACUUUGUUGUCCUUAAGCCAUUUUGCCACAACUUUGGAAGUAUGCUUGGGAUCAUUGUCCAUUUGGAAGACCCAUUUGCGACCAAGCUUUAACUUCCUGACUGAUGUCUUGAGAUGUUGCUUCAAUAUAUCCACAUAAUUUUUCUUCCUCAUGAUGCCAUAUAUUUUGUGACGUUUACCAGUCCCUCCUGCAGCAAAGCACCCCCACAGCAUGAUGCUGCCACCCCCGUGCUUCACGGUUGGGAUGGUGUUCUUUGGCUUGCAAGCUUCCCCCUUUUUCCUCCAAACAUAACAAUGGUCAUUAUGGCCAAACAGUUCUAUUUUUGUUUAAUCAGACCAGAGGACAUUUCUCCAAAAAGUACGAUCUUUGUCCCCAUGUGCAGUUGCAAACCGUAGUCUGGCUUUUUUAAGGCGGUUUUGGAGCAGUGGCUUCUUCCUUGCUGAGCGGCGUCGAUAUUUUACUGUGGAUAUAGAUACUCGUUUUACUGUGGAUAUAGAGACUCGUUUUACUGUGGAUAUAGAUACUUUUGUACUUGUUUCCUCCAGCAUCUUCACAAGGUCCUUUGCUGUUGUUCUGGGAUUGAUUUGCACUUUUCACACCAAAGUAUGUUAAUCUCUAGGAGACAGAACGCGUCUCCUUCCUGAGCGGUACGACGGCUGCAUUGUCCCAUGGUGUUUAUACUUGCGUACUAUUGUUUGUACAGAUGAACGUGGUACCUGUUAAGAUAAUUUCUAUCUCUAAUUCAACCUAAGCUUGAAUCAUUACCAGAGGUUGUAAGGCUCUGGUUUUAAUCAUAAAUGAUUCAAGGUCCACAACCAACAAGGAUUAUCUUUAUCUUUAUUCAUGGAGAGCUCUGGCGCCAAAACCCAUACCCUCCUGUUUUAUACCCCCUUGACACACAAAGGCACUUUGCUCCGCCCACCUUUAGGAGGCUUUCUUAAACAGUUUCCACCUUUCUCCUUCACCCUGGAAUGUUUAGUCCCGCCCCCCCUCUGUUAGUGGGUUGAUAAUUGUAACACAGUUUACACAUUUAUACUGUAUUUGGGGUGAAAUCCUUUAGUCAUUAUUCGUAAAAUACAAAUUAAUCUAACAGUACAUUCAGGCAUUUGGAAAUUGCUCCCAAGGAUAAACCAGACUUGUGGAGGUCUACAAUUUUAUUGGCUGAUUUAUUUUGAUUUUCCCAUGAAGUCAAGCAAAGAGGCACUGAGUUUGAAGGUAUGCUUUGAAAUACAUCCACAGGUACACCUCCAAUUGACUCAAAUGAUGUCAAUUAGCCUAUCAGAAGCUUCUAAAGCCAUAACAUAAUUUUCUGGAAUUUUCCAAGCUGUUUAAAGGCACAGUCAACUUAGUGUAUGUAAACUUCUGACCCACUGGAAUUGUGAUACAGUGAAUUAUAAGUGAAAUAAUCUGUCUGUAAACAAUUGUUGGAAAAAUUACUUGUGUCAUGCACGAAGUAGAUGUCCUAACCGACUUGCCAAAACUAUAGUUUGUUAACAAGAAAUUUGUGGAGUGGUUGAAAAACUAGUUUUAAUGACUCCAACCUAAGUGUAUAUAAACGUCCGACUUCAACUGUAUGUAGAACAGCAUCUGUACAUUAUGAUGUAUAUGUAUGUAGGUAGGUUAUGUCUUACUGUAGGUUAUGUCUUACUGUAGGUUAUAUUCUACUGUAGGUUAGGUCUUACUGUAGGUUAUGUCUUACUGUAGAUUAUGUCCAACAGUAGGUUAAGUCUUACUGUAGGUUAUAUCCUACUGUAGUUUAUAGGUUUAUCCUACUGUAGUUUGUGUUCUACUGUAGGUUAUAUCUUACUCUAGGUUAUGUCCUACUGUAGGUUAUGUCUUACUGCAGGUUAUGCCUUACUGUAGGUUAUCUUACUGUAGGAUAUAUCUUACUGUAGGUUAUGUCCUACUGUAUGUGAGAGAAUAUUUCAUGCCAAAAUCAUUUGCUGUGUUUAUGACUGAGAGCAGUGCUGUUGGGGUCAGUAGUUCAGUUGAACACGCUGUACAGUUAGGCCUGUGUAUAGUUUAGGCCCGAUGACAAGUGAUCUGUUUAUCAUGUGUAUCUGGUGUAGAAUCAGUCAAGCCUCUCACUAGACCUGAAGAGAUACGUUUGUUAAUUUUUUCUCAGAGUGUAGCAGGGCUUUAUAUAGCACUUAUAUUUUUCUGAAGUAGUUCUUGUCAGGACUGAUGUAUGUGUGUGUUAUUGCACCGCUUGGUUAUAUGGUGAAGAGAUGUCAGAGGAGAGGAGAGGAGAGGAGAGGAGAGGAGAGGAGAGGAGAGGAGAGGAGAGGAGAGGAGAGGAGAGGAGAGGAGAGGAGAGGAGAGGAGAGGAGAGGAGAGGAGAGGAGAGGAGAGGAUGUCAGUAAUGCUUGUCAAUGACACAGAGAAUGCCAAGAGUGUGCGAAGGGUGGCUACUUUGAAGAAUCUCAAAUAUACAAUAUAUUUUGAUUUGUUUAACACUUUUUUAGUUACUACAUGAUUCCAUAUGUGUUAUUUCAUAGUUUUGAUGUCUUCACUAUUAUUCUACAGUGUAGAAAAUUGUAAAAAAUAAAGAAAAACCAUUGAAUGAAUAGGUGUGUCCAAACGUUUGACUGGUACUGUAUGUAUGUUUGUCUUUCGGAGGGGCUGGGUUAAAAGCGGAAGUCAAAUUUGGGUUUAGCUAUUUAACAAUAAAUUGCACACAAUUCAUCUUAAUCGUAAACACCACAGCUCAUUAGCUCCCAGGUGAUGUGCAGGUCAUCUGCCCUGAAGGCCAUGAUUAUGUGGGCAUUUUUCCAUAUAAAUACAAACAUACAUUAUUGAUUCAUACCUCCACACUGUGGUAGGCACUGUGACUGUGACCUUAUCACUUCCCUAUAUCUUCAUCAGAGCUUCGUAUAGUCACUAGUUUUACUUUCAUAACAUCUCAGCCUUAUCACCUCUGACUCUGUAUCACCUCAGAUGUCUAACUGAAUAUUUCUUCCUCAUUCCUCACAACUUAACAGUACCUUAUUGAUUCAGUACUGUAUCCUCUCAGUGGCCUCUGGCUCUCAUCACUCCUCAUGCCUGUCCAAUCCCUAGGCUGCACUGGGCUGAGGUCCCCGGUCACAGCCCUGUUGUCCUGUGUUAGGACCUAAUGUUUAAGGGGGGGGGGGGGGGGGGGGGGGGGGUCAGUAACAAGGAACUGAAAAACAGGACGUGCAGUGACAGGAAGAGGAAGUUUGGGGUUAGAGCCGUUGCCAGAGAUUGCUCCCACAGUGAAGCAUCAUUGGACAUGUUGAGUUGCCUCCUCACCCCUGUGGUAGGUGUUCUUUUUUCAUGGCUGCUUUGGUAACACAGCCCCCUCUUAGGGAAACGAUAGCUGUUUGUGUGUGUGUGUGUGUGUGUGUGUGUGUGUGUGUGAGAGAGAGAGAGAGAGAGAGAGAGAGAGAGAGAGAGAGAGAGAGAGAGAGAGAGAGAGAGAACAGCAGGCAAGCCUGUCAUGAGGAGUCCAGAUGGUGGGUGGAGAAAGCCCUCUGCUUUAAUCCCUGCGCCAGGAUAUUGUACCCUCCCACCACACACACCUCCAUGGCCCCACACUAAGCAUGUCCACUCUUCCCCUAAACACCCUUCCUGACUGUCACUGUUGUAACAGCAAACUUUGGGAAGUGGGUGCUGCUUGUGGUUAAAAUGAAGAAAGAUCAGAACAUUUUGCAUGUGUGUGUGCGCUUACUAUUGCAUGUGGGUGUGUGUGUGUGUGUGUGUGUGUGUGGGCCUAUCAUUAUUUUACUAGCUAGUGUGUCUGUUUUCUCUUUAAUAUUUUAUGUGCAUAUGAAUUGGCUCUGGUGAGUGUAUUAGCUGUCCCUAGUGAGGAUGCCCUACAUAUCACAGUAUAACUCAUUAGAUUUCAAUCUCAGAGGAAUGGAAUAUUAUUUUAUUUUCAAAAAUAUAUAAGAUUAACUCUGGCCUAAUGCUUGGUCAGAGCACUGUCUCAUUGUAGCUGCUGCCCAGAAUCCCUCCAAACUACACAAGAGAUUCCAGACUUCACAUCACGCUUUCUCUCUCUCUCUCUCUCUCUCCCUCUCUGUUGCGCUGCUUCUAUCCCCCCCCCCCCUCUCUCUCUCUCUCUCUCUCUCUCUCUCUCUCUCUGUUGCACUGCUUCUGUCUCCCCCCUCUCUCUCUCUCUCUCUCUCUCUCUCACCCCUAGUCAAUAAAUCCACAAUCUAUCUCUCAUCUCUUACUUCCUUCAUCUACCUACAGUAUCUCGUUCUUCUCUCACCCACUUUCUCACUCUUAAUAGUCAAUUCAAUUCAAUUCAAUUCAAAGGGCUUUAUUGGCAUGGGAAACAUAUGUUUACAUUGCCAAAGCAAGUGAAAUAGAUAACAAACAAAAGUUAAAUAAACAAUAAAAAAAAUAAACAGUAAACAUUACACUCACAAAAGUUCCAAAGGAAUAGAAACAUUUCAAAUGUCAUAUUAUGGCUAUACAGUGUUGUAACGAUGUGCAAUUAAUUAUCACUAUCUCCUCUUUGAAUCACAAACCUCUUUGAAUCACUAUCUCCUCUUUGAAUCACUAUCUCCUCUUUGAAUCACUAUCUCCUCUUUUAAUCACUAUCCUCUUUUAAAUCACUAUCUCCUCUUUUAAUCUCUAUAUCACAUAUCUCCUCUCUCUCCUUCUAUCCUUAUCUGUUCAUUAACUUCUGUAGUCUACUGUACUAAACGAGAAGUAUUUAACCUUUGUGUAGUGACAGGCCCUAAAGUGGUGUGUAGAUGUGACCAUGGUGUACUCACUGUUCUAUGGUUUCGUAUACAGUGGCUUGCGAAAGUAUUCACCCCCCUUGGCAUUUUUCCUAUUUUGUUGCCUUACAACCUGGAAUUAAAAUUGAUUUUUUGGGGGUUUGUAUCAUUUGAUUUACACAACAUGCCUACCACUUUGAAGAUGUAAAAUAUGUUUUAUUGUGAAACAAACAAGAAAUAAGACCCCAAAAAAGAAUUUGAGCGUGCAUAACUAUUCACCCCCCCCAAAGUCAAUACUUUGUAGAGCCACCUUUUGCAGCAAUUACAGCUGCAAGUCUCUUGGGGUAUGUCUCUAUAAGCUUGGCACAUCUAGCCACUGGGAUUUUUGCCCAUUCUUCAAGGCAAAACUGCUCCAGCUCCUUCAAGUUGGAUGGGUUCCGCUGGUGUACAGCAAUCUUUAAGUCAUACCACGGAUUCUCAAUUGGAUUGAGGUCUGGGCUUUGACUAGGCCAUUCCAAGACAUUUCAAUGUUUGCCCUUAAACCACUCGAGUGUUGCUUUAGCAGUAUGCUUAGGGUUAUUGUCCUGCUGUAAGGUGAACCUCCGUCCCAGUCUCAAAUCUCUGGAAGACUGAAACAGGUUUCCCUCAAGAAUUUCCCUGUAUUUAGCGCCAUCCAUCAUUCCUUCAAUUCUGACCAGUUUCCCAGUCCCUGCCGAUGAAAAACAUCCCCACAGCAUGAUGCUGCCACCACCAUGCUUCACUGUGUGGAUGGUGUUCUCGGGGUGAUGAGAGGUGUUGGGUUUGCGCCAGACAUAGCAUUUUCCUUGAUGGCCAGAAAGCUGAAUUUUAGUCUCAUCUGACCAGAGUACCUUCUUCCAUAUGUUUGGGGAGUCUCCCACAUGCCUUUUGGUGGCUUAUUUCUUUCUUUAAGCAAUGGCUUUUUUCUGGCACUCUUCCGUAAAGCCCACCUCUGUGGAGUGUACGGCUUAAAGUGGUCCUAUGGACAGAUAUUCCAAUCUCCGCUGUGGAGCUUUGCAGCUCCUUCAGGGUUAUCUUUGGACUUUUUGUUGCCUCUGAUUAAUGCCCUCCUUGCCUGGUCUGUGAGUUUUGGCAGGUUUGUUGUGGUGCCAUAUUUAAUGGUGCUCCGUGGGAUGUUCAGAGUUUCAGAUAUUUUUUUAUAACCCAACCCUGAUCUGUACUUCUCCACAACUUUGUCGCUGAUCUGUUUGGAGAGCUCCUUGGUCUUCAUGGUGCUGCUUGCUUGGUGGUGCCCCUUGCUUAGUGGUGUUGCAGACUCUGUGGUACUCUGUAGCUCAGCUGGUAGAGCACGGCGCUUGUAACGCCAAGGUAGUGGGUUCGAUCCCCGGGACCACCCAUACACAAAAAUGUAUGUACGCAUGACUGUAAGUCGCUUUGGAUAAAAGCGUCUGCUAAAUGGCAUAUUAUAUAUUAUUACUCUGGGGCCUUACAGAACAGGUGUACAGUGGGGGAAAAAAGUAUUUAGUCAGCCACCAAUUGUGCAAGUUCUCCCACUUAAAAAGAUGAGAGAGGCCUGUAAUUUUCAUCAUAGGUACACGUCAACUAUGACAGACAAAAUGAGAUUUUUUUUCCCAGAAAAUCACAUUGUAGGAUUUUUAAUGAAUUUAUUUGCAAAAUAUGGUGGAAAAUAAGUAUUUGGUCAAUAACAAAAGUUUCUCAAUACUUUGUUAUAUACCCUUUGUUGGCAAUGACACAGGUCAAACGUUUUCUGUAAGUCUUCACAAGGUUUUCACACACUGUUGCUGGUAUUUUGGCCCAUUCCUCCAUGCAGAUCUCCUCUAGAGCAGUGAUGUUUUGGGGAUGUCGCUGGGCAACACAGACUUUCAACUCCCUCCAAAGAUUUUCUAUGGUGUUGAGAUCUGGAGACUGGCUAGGCCACUCCAGGACCUUGAAAUGCUUCUUACGAAGCCACUCCUUCGUUGCCUGGGCGGUGUGUUUGGGAUCAUUGUCAUGCUGAAAGACCCAGCCACGUUUCAUCUUCAAUGCCCUUGCUGAUGGAAGGAGGUUUUCACUCAAAAUCUCACGAUACAUGGCCCCAUUCAUUCUUUCCUUUACACGGAUCAGUCGUCCUGGUCCCUUUGCAGAAAAAACAGCCCCAAAGCAUGAUGUUUCCACCCCCAUGCUUCACAGUAGGUAUGGUGUUCUUUGGAUGCAACUCAGCAUUCUUUAUCCUCCAAACACGACGAGUUGAGUUUUUACCAAAAAGUUCUAUUUUGGUUUCAUCUGACCAUAUAACAUUCUCCCAAUCCUCUUCUGGAUCAUCCAAAUGCACUCUAGCAAACUUCAGUCGGGCCUGGACAUGUACUGGCUUAAGCAGGGGGACACGUCUGGCACUGCAGGAUUUGAGUCCCUGGCGGCGUAGUGUGUUACUGAUGGUAGGCUUUGUUACUUUGGUCCCAGCUCUCUGCAGGUCAUUCACUAGGUCCCCCCGUGUGGUUCUGGGAUUUUUGCUCACCGUUCUUGUGGUCAUUUUGACCCCACGGGGUGAGAUCUUGCGUGGAGCCCCAGAUCGAGGGAGAUUAUCAGUGGUCUUGUAUGUCUUCCAUUUCCUAAUAAUUUCUCCCACAGUUGAUUUCUUCAAACCAAGCUGCUUACCUAUUGCAGAUUCAGUCUUCCCAGCCUGGUGCAGGUCUACAAUUUUGUUUCUGGUGUCCUUUGACAGCUCUUUGGUCUUGGCCAUAAUGGAGUUUGGAGUGUGACUGUUUGAGGUUGUGGACAGGUGUCUUUUAUACUGAUAACAAGUUCAAACAGGUGCCAUUAAUACAGGUAACGAGUGGAGGACAGAGGGGCCUCUUAAAGAAGAAGUUACAGGUCUGUGAGAGCCAGAAAUCUUGCUUGUUUGUAGGUGACCAAAUACUUAUUUUCCACCAUAAUUUGCAAAUAAAUUCAUAAAAAAUCCUACAAUGUGAUUUUCUGGAUUUUUUUUCUCAAUUUGUCUGUCAUAGUUGACGUGUACCUAUGAUGAAAAUUACAGGCCUCUCUCAUCUUUUUAAGUGGGAGAACUUGCACAAUUGGUGGCUGACUAUAUACUUUUUUUCCCCACUGUAUAUAUACUGAGAUCAUGUGACACUUAGAUUGCAAACAGGUGGACUUUAUUUAACUAAUUAUGUGACUUCUGAAGGUAAUUGGUUGCACCAGAUCUUAUUUAGGGGCUUCAUAGAAAAGGGGGUGAAUACAUAUGCACGCACCACUUUUCCGUGAUUUCUUUUUUAGACAUUUUUGAAACAAGUUAUUUUUUUCAUUUCACUUCACCAAUUUGGACUAUUUUGUGUAUGUCCAUUACAUGAAAUCCAAAUAAAAAUCCAUUGAAAUUACAUGUUGUAAUGCAACAAAAUAGGAAAAACGCCAAGGGGGAUGAAUUAUUUUGCAAGGCACUGUACUAAAAGCUCUCUCCUCCCUCCAUCCAGCCCUAGGUGAUAACACUGUCAGUGCUUCUUAGUUUAACCAAGUUGUGUUGUUGUGGUAUUAGGUUAAUAUGAGCAUGGGUGUGUGGGAGAGGGAGUGCAUGUGUGGGGGGGGUCAGAGAUGUCACCACACACAUUCAAACUUUGCUACACUAUGUUGGCCGCUCAGUCUUUUGUGGUCUCAGUUAUCAGAAAGGGUCCAGCUCAGGUAUAUCUUAAUAUUUAUGUUAAUGUCAAUUUAGGGCAGAGAGAAAGUGAAAGUAAUAGAAUGAAAAGAGAUGUGGGUCCCAUCCAGAUGAGAUGUGCAGAGGGCAGUUCAUUCUGGGCUGGAGAAACGCUCCCCUCAGCAGCACACAGGUUCACAGGCUGGGUCUGAAGGAAGCCGUGUGUCUCUCUCUCUGCAGUUCUAUUUUGAUAUAUAUGUGUGUGUGUGUAUGUCGCUUAGAGCAGUAAUGAUGAAUGAGUCUCUCCUUUCUGUGCCACACUUUCUCUCUCUCUCUUUAUCCGUCUACCCUCCUCCCUCUCUUCUCAUCCACCAGUCUGCUUCCUCCCUUUCUCUCUGUUCAUUUUUCCUUUUCCUCUUUCAACUGUAUUUCUCUUUUUGCUCUGUGCUUAUUCCCCCCCCCCCCCCUUUGAAUGCAUCUGUCCUUUUGUAUCUCCCUCCUUCCCUCUCUCCCAGUUUUCCCCAGUGCCCAGCCUCAGAGGGGGUAGCCUAUAAUCUAAAAUUGGGCUGUGGAUGAGGGGAGGGUUAAUCUAAAGAAAGUCUGGGUGAUUCAACACAGCCAUUUAAUCCCAGGCCUUACUGUAAAUCCUCCUGUCUGUCUCUCUGUGUUGUAUUGGGUCGUCUGGCCUCAGUGUCUCUGGGAGUUCAGUCUGUAACUGUAUUACUGUAACACUGGUUUAACUCUCCUUUUCACUACAGCAGAUCUGCUAAGUCUCCAUUUCUCUGGAUAAACUGUGCCAAGUAGCUACAUUUAUUAGGGCUGUCAAGUUAACUUUUUGUAAUUUUACUUCAGUCUUUUUUGAUCUGUAUUACAUUGUCUGAAAGUGUUCAAAAUACACUGAAAACAUCAUAAAUACAUCAUCUAUACAGGUAACAACAAAGAUGCAAUGUCCAAACAAGUUGAUAUUGAGGUUAAAGAAAGUGUGCUUUUUCAAUUUACCUGAUUUUGCUAACCUUUACUUUGGACAAAAUCAAGCAGUUAUUAUUCUUGUUAUGGUUUUUGUACAAAACAUCUUAAAUUACUUCUCAAUUAAUGACAGAAAAUCGUACGAUUAACUAAUUAAAUUUUUUCAUCGUUUGACAGCCCUAACAUUUAUACAUGCACUGCAAUCUCAGUAACAAGGACAACAAGUCUGACAGGCAACUCUCGGUGAAGUUGCUUUAGAGAUGGAUCGACAUGUACAGAAUGGGUACCUAGAGGACAUUCAGAAGCUGAGCUACAACCUUCUAUAGCCGAGGAGACCAAACAUGUACUUUGCUUGGGAAGUCAUUUAAUUCUGUCACUAUCAAUUGAUAAAGCUAUUCACUUUCUGUACAAUAGAAGACAGCUUUUAGGGAAACAAUUGUGACUUUCUGUCGUUGGGUUAAGCCACGGAAGAAGAGUAGCCAGUAGUUAAAGCUUACAUUUUCCUGCGUCAGUAGGCCUACUCUUUUGGUAGGCCUAACUUUUUAAAGUACCAUGCUCAGAUUCCUAAUGACGUCUCAGAUUUAAUUAUUUGCAAACAGGUACAGUUUCAUUACAAACAAGACACACUGAUUUGGCAUUGGAGAAAUAUGAUAAGAUGAACACAUGGCCUAUCUCUCUGUACAUACAUAUUGUGCUAAUAUGUAAAAUGAUGUAGAAUUGCAUGACAUUUUUAUAAAAGGCUAUUUGUUCUCGGACCUGCAAAUACGAUGAUAGAUUCAUGCAAUGAUUUUACUAUAAAGGAGAUCUUUCCACCCUUACUCUUGUCCACGGUGGUCUGUGAACCUACAACCUUCUGGCCCGCAGCCCUGUGCCAUGUAAUGCUUACAGGAGAAAUAACAGUUUCUAAAACGGCAUAUCUAAGGCUCUGGUCUGUCCAAGAAGUGAUGGUAAACAGUAAGGAUGUUCUCUGCUAUCCACGUCGUGUUUUAAUGAUUAUUUUGGGUAUAGGGGAGAGUCACUUUUUUUUUCAAGCGUUCAGGGAGGGUUUAGGUCAAAUACUGUAUAUGCUGAAGGGAGGGCCAUUCAUUUUCAUAUCAGAGAGUUCCGAUUUCCUCCAUGUACAGUGGGGAAAAAAAGUAUUUAGUCAGCCACCAAUUGUGCAAGUUCUCCCACUUAAAAAGAUGAGAGAGGCCUGUAAUUUUCAUCAUAGGUACACAUCAACUAUGACAGACAAAUUGAGAAAAAAAAAUCCAGAAAAUCACAUUGUAGGAUUUGUAAUGAAUUUAUUUGCAAAUUAUGGUGGAAAAUAAGUAUUUGGUCACCUACAAACAAGCAAGAUUUCUGGCUCUCACAGACCUGUAACUUCUUCUUUAAGGAGGCUCCUCUGUCCUCCACUCGUUACCUGUAUUAAUGGCACCUGUUUGAACUUGUUAUCAGUAUAAAAGACACCUGUCCACAACCUCAAACAGUCACACUCCAAACUCCACUAUGGCCAAGACCAAAGAGCUGUCAAAGGACACCAGAAACAAAAUUGUAGACCUGCACCAGGCUGGUAAGACUGAAUCUGCAAUAGGUAAGCAGCUUGGUUUGAAGAAAUCAACUGUGGGAGCAAUUAUUAGGAAAUGGAAGACAUACAAGACCACUGAUAAUCUCCCUCGAUCUGGGGCUCCACGCAAGAUCUCACCCCGUGGGGUCAAAAUGAUCACAAAAAUCCCAGAACCACACGGGGGGACCUAGUGAAUGACCUGCAGAGAGCUGGGACCAAAGUAACAAAGCCUACCAUCAGUAACACACUACGCCGCCAGGGACUCAAAUCCUGCAGUGCCAGACGUGUCCCCCUGCUUAAGCCAGUACAUGUCCAGGCCCGUCUGAAGUUUGCUAGAGUGCAUUUGGAUGAUCCAGAAGAGGAUUGGGAGAAUGUCAUAUGGUCAGAUGAAACCAAAAUAGAACUUUUUGGUAAAAACUCAACUCGUCGUGUUUGGAGGACAAAGAAUGUUGAGUUGCAUCCAAAGAACACCAUACCUACUGUGAAGCAUGGGGGUGGAAACAUCAUGCUUUGGGGCUGUUUUUCUGCAAAGGGACCAGGACGACUGAUCCGUGUAAAGGAAAGAAUGAAUGGGCCAUGUAUCGUGAGAUUUUGAGUGAAAACCUCCUUCCAUCAGCAAGGGCAUUAAAGAUGAAACGUGGCUGGGUCUUUCAGCAUGACAAUGAUCCCAAACACGCCGCCCGGGAAAGGAAGGAGUGGCUUCGUAAGAAGCAUUUCAAGGUCCUGGAGUGGCCUAGCCAGUCUCCAGAUCUCAACCCCAUAGAAAAUCUUUGGAGGGAGUUGAAAGUCCGUGUUGCCCAGCGACAGCCCCAAAACAUCACUGCUCUAGAGGAGAUCUGCAUGGAGGAAUGGGCCAAAAUACCAGCAACAGUGUGUGAAAACCUUGUGAAGAGUUACAGAAAACGUUUGACCUGUGUCAUUGCCAACAAAGGGUAUAUAACAAAGUAUUGAGAAACUUUUGUUAUUGACCAAAUACUUAUUUUCCACCAUAAUUUGCAAAUAAAUUCAUAAAAAAUCCUACAAUGUGAUUUUCAGGAAAAAAAAUUCUCAUUUUGUCUGUCAUAGUUGACGUGUACCUAUGAUGAAAAUUACAGGCCUCUCUCAUCUUUUUAAGUGGGAGAACUUGCACAAUUGGUGGCUGACUAAAUACUUUUUUUCCCCACUGUAAUUCUUAUUAUAAAUAACGUUCACACCCUUGAGAAUAUGGCCCCUCACUGGUUGAGUUCAAAAGUCAUCUCUCCAGUCAGCCACACACUGGUGACUCAUGCAAAUACUCUCAUUCCAGGUGACUACCUCAUGAGUGUGCAAAGCUGUCAUCAAGGCAAAGGGUUGCUACUUUGAAGAAUCUCAAAUAUAAAAUAUAUUUUGAUUUGUUUAACACUUUUUUGGUUACUACAUGAGACCAUAUGUGUUAUAUAAUAUUGUUGAUGUCUUCACUAUUAUUCUACAAUGUAGAAAAAAGUACAAAUAAUGAAAAACCCUUGAAUGAUUAGGUGUGUCAAAAUUUUGGACUGGUACUGUAUAUGGAAAGAUCUAGGCAAUGGGGAUUGUCUAAUUGUUAUGAUUUUUUACAAUAUUGCGGACAUGCGGAGAUGCAGAGAAUGAAGUUGGGUUACUUCAAAAUAACUCUGUGUUACUCCUAAGUCAUCAUCUUCCACAUUGUGACCUUCCAUUAAAGAGCUUUGCUUUGGUGUGGAUGAGGCCUAUACAUUCAUAUCAGUUGUGUUCCUCCAUUAGUCUUUCUGUUCACCAAUGGAGAGUGUUCAAAACAAUGAGCAAACCAGCCUUUGUAUUGAAUACAUGGAAUUGGAUUGUGAUGAUAGUGAUGAAUGAAUCCUGCACACAAUCUGAUAAUUUUUUUGCAUAUUUUUUAUCAGAAAUAAUAUUUGAUUUGUAUGAAUUGUUUGGUGAAAUAUGUAUAAAAGGAGAGUAGUUUUCCCAUAAUUCUGCACAUUUGGGUAGUUGUACUUCCAAUUUUGAUCAUCAUGAUUUAGUGAAUGCAAAGAAAUGUGUUGAUCUCCUUGGGAUUUUUAAAAGACAGACUAACUUUCUGUUUUGUCUGCUUGGACUCAAGAGAUAAGUAUGGUUGGGUUCGUCUUUUUGCAGGCAGUAGUGUUCUUUUGAUGAAUGUAUUUGCAAUUUUGACACUAUAAUAUAGUUUUGAUAAAUGUAUUUGCAAUUUUGAUGGUAUAAUAUAGUUUUGAUGAAUUUAUUUGCAAUUUUGACGGUAUAAUAUAGUUUUGAUGAAUGUAGUUAUGUUUGUAUAAGCAUACACACAGAACAGUAGAUGGGUUAGACCGCCCAUGUAUGUGUGUGUUAGAAUAGAAUGCUGGUUUCCUGUGCUAUAGGUUCAGACUGUCAGCAACUGAAACCUGACAUACUGUACCACCGCUGUGUUACACUGCUGUAAGAAACUCUUAAAAAGACACUAUCAGACAGAGAUACAGACAGACAGACAAACUGACAGACUGACAUGCAGAAGCUCCACUCACAGUUCCCUGCGAAAGGUAUGAAGGAUAGUUUAGACAUCUCUCAGCCAAUUUUUAUAUCUCUUUACUUCUGUUGAUACUUUCCAUGAGUUAUUACUUAGUAUGUUGGCUUGGUCGUGCUUGGUGAGUAUCCUUGGAUGACGUUGUAACGUUUACUUUGGACUUCAUACUGGUUUUGGCUGGGGAGAAAUGGUGCAGUAGCUAAGGGCUGUGUGAGUAAAUGUUUGUAUGGGGAGGCGGACAGACAGACAGAAACCUACACUAGGCUACAAUUAGAGAGUGGGACCCAGCUGUGACAUAAGGAGUGUUUAGGAGAGUAGUAGGUUAGUGGGUGCCUAACUUUCUCUCUCUCAUCUCUCACCGUCUCUGUCCUUGUGCUGUGUGUAUAGACCGCCUGAGAAAGCUAGACUGAAAAGGGGACUUUUACUUUUAUAACGAGAUUAAAACAAAUCAGAUCUGCAAAAGGAGGGUGAGGAAUUUGGUAAACACUUUAAUGAGGUUUAUGUGGAAGGUGUGUGUGCAUAGUUUUAUGGGAGUUUGUUUUAGUGUAUGACUCAAGAAGGUAUGCUUUCUUUAUUUGUGGCUCACUGCUGUAAUCCUUGCUAUAUUUCAGGGGUGGGCGACGCCCCCCUUUUGUAGGCCCGCAAAAAAAUAUAUACACUACCGUUCAAAAGUUUGGGGUCACUUCGAAAUGUCCUUGUUUUUUGAAAGAAAAGCAAUUUUUUUGUCCAUUAAAAUAACAUCAAAUUGAUCAGAAAUACAGUGUAGACAUUGUUAAUGUUGUAAAUGGCUAUUGUAGCUGGAAACAGUUGAUUUUUAAUUGAAUAUCUACAUAGGCGUACAGAGGCCCAUUAUCAGCAACCAUCAGUCCUGUGUUCCAAUGGCACGUUGUGUUUGCUAAUCCAAGUUUAUCAUUUUAAAAGGCUAAUUGAUCAUUAGAAAACCCUUGUGCAAUUAUGUUAGCACAGCUGAAAACUGUUGUGCUGAUUAAAGAAGCAAUACAAUUGGCCUUCUUGAGACUAGUUGAGUAUCUGGAGCAUCAGCAAUUGUGGGUUUGAUUACAGGCUCAAAAUGGCCAGAAACAAAUAACUUUCUUCUGAAACUCGUCAGUCUAUUCUUGUUCUGAGAAAUGUGUGAAGAGGCGACUCCGGGAUGCUGACCUUCUAGGCAGAGUUGCAAAGAAAAAGCCAUAUCUCAGACUGCCCAUCUUAAUCUUUUAUUUUUAUUGGCCAAUCUGAGAUAUGGCUUUUUCUUUGCAACUUUGCCUAGAAGGUCAGCAUCCCGGAGUCACCUCGUCACUGUUGACGUUGAGACUGGUGUUUUGCGGUUACUAUUUAAUGAAGCUGCCAGUUGAGGACCUGUGAGGCACCUGUUUCUCAAACUAGACACUAAUGUAUUUGUCCUCUUGCUCAGUUGUGCACCGGGGCCUCCCACUCCUCCUAUUCUGGUUAGAGCCAGUUUGCGCUGUACUGUGAAGAGGGUAGGACACAGCGUUGUACGAGAUCUUCAGUUUCUUGGCAAUUUCUCGCAUGGAAUAGCCUUCAUUUCUCAGAACAAGAAUAGACUGACGAGUUUCAGAAGAAAGUUAUUUAUUUCUGGCCAUUUUGAGCCUGUAAUCGAACCCACACUUGCUGAUGCUCCAGAUACUCAACUAGUCUCAAGAAGGCCAGUUUUAUUGCUUCUUUAAUCAGCACAACAGUUUUCAGCUGUGCUAACAUAAUUGCAAAAGGGUUUUCUAAUGAUCAAUUAGCCUUUUAAAAUGAUAAACUUGGAUUAGCAAACACAACGUGCCAUUGGAACACAGGACUGAUGGUUGCUGAUAAUGGGCCUCUGUACACCUAUGUAGAUAUUCCAUAAAAAAUCAGUAGUUUCCAGCUACAAUAGCCAUUUACAACAUUAACAAUGUCUACACUGUAUUUUUGAUCAAGUUGAUGUUAUUUUAAUGGACACAUGUUUUUAUUUUAUUUUGAAAACAAGGGCAUUUCUAAGUGACCCCAAACUUUUGAACGGUAGUGUAUAUAUAGUCAGUCGGGGUCUCAACCACAGGAGGCUGGUGGCACCUUAAUUGGGGAGAACAGGCUCGUGGUAAUGGCUGGAGGGGAAAGAGUGGAAUGGUAUCAAAUACAUCAAACACAUGGUUUCCAUGUGUUUGAUGCCAUGCCAUUUGCGCCGUUCCGGCCAUCAUUAUAAGCCGUCCUCCCCUCAGCAGCCUCCACCGUUCUCAAUUUACUGUUGAGAGUUAGAAUAGUAGAAUACACAAGGUGCAAUUUUGCAUGUGUGGGUAUGGAUGUGGGUACACAGACCCGCUAGUCACUGCGCCCCCUCAUAAUGAGUAAAACAUUUUGUGGCCCCCACCCCGAUCAAAGUUGCCCAUCCCUAAUAUAUUUGAUUAGAAUCAAGAUCUGACCACUUUAAUCCUGAUCAAAUUGGAUUGGACCCUGGUUCAAAUCUAUAUUACACGUCCCUCCAUGUAGUCUAGUUAUUAAGGCAGAGAGUGGUAUGUCAGUAAAGGGGUUUCUGAAGUUGAUUAGUUCUUAUUAUAAAGGGCUUUGGGCUGCUUUAUGUUCAUCAACCCUCUCUCAUCUCAUUCUAAUUCAGCACAUUCUAUUACAUUUUAUUGAAUUACACAUCCUUUCAGAGCCAAUUCACCCUUGGUUCCCACCGCGAGGAUAGUGCUAAGGUGAAGUGUGUGGCGUGUGUGUGACGUGUGCCUUUGUGCUUGUGUGUGUUUGCACGUGUGUGUUGGUGUGCUAUGUACUGUCUCUGUGCGUUGUCCCUCUGGUUGUUCUGAGAGAGAGAAAGGGGAGGGAGGGAGGGAGGAGUCUUCCCAUUGGUGAGUCUCUCCGCUGAGCUGAGUCACUUAGCUCUGAGCUGCAGUACCUGUCUGCCUACCUGGGAAGAUCGUAUGUUACUUUCCCUACUACUCAUGCUUGAGCUGCCUUGUCAGUCCUGUAAGGAUUUCCUACUACUCUGUAGAAGAGGCUUUGGGUGAGUUUAUUCUCUAUUUAUGUCACUGCUUCAGCUCUUCCCCUCCUCUCUCUCACAUUUUUCUCUGUUUUCUUAGAUGAAUGUGCUAUUGUGGUUGAUAUACAGUUUGGUUGGGUCUGUUUUUAGAUGAAUGUGGUAUUGUGGUUGAUAUACAGUUUGGUUGGGUCUGUUUUUAGAUGAAUGUGGUAUUGUGGUUGAUAUACAGUUUGGUUGGGUCUGUUGUUAGAUGAAUGUGGUAUUGUGGUUGAUAUACAGUUUGGUUGGGUCUGUUUUUAGAUGCAGGUGUAGAGAAUAGGACAAUAUAUCAUGAAUACUGGUAUCUCGGUAUGGAUCCACAAACCACUCACAAUUUAUUUGUUGCCAUUCUGGGUCAUGCACUAAUAAUAAAACAUAUUUAAAACUUUAUUCUGAAACCUAAAAUACAAUAUAAAACCGCCUUAUAAUUAUUAUCUUUUACGUAUAGGAUUAUAUAUUUUGACCAUAUCGCUCAGCCCUAGUAACCUAGCAGAGACUAGACCACUCCAACAACAAGAGAUGUUCUAACCUGCUCCUAUGUUCCCACAGACUCUCUCUAACUCUGUACUGCACAGCAUGGUCAUUCAUUUGUGUAGCACUCACAUUUGCCUUUUUCACUGAGACACCACCCACUGGGCACAGACGUCAGUUCAAAGUCUAUUUUCUAUUUACAUUUGGUUGAGUUGUCAACUAACGUGAAUUCAACAUGAAAUCAACAACAAAUGUCACCAUGACAUUGGAUUUAGGUUAAAAGUUGGGUGAAAAAAAUACGAAAUCCCCUUAUGUUGAUGACUUUUUGCAAAUCUAAUCAGUUUUCCACAUUGAUUAAAACGUCAUAAUGUUGAAUUUUUUUGUUGAAAUGACAUGAAAACAACGUUGAUUCAAAAAAAAAAUGCCCAGUGGGAAAUAUAAUCAACUUUUCACAGGGGGUUCAGAUGUGGUUGAUAUACAUUGUGUUGAUUCUGUUGCUCUAUUGAAGAGUUAGCAACAUGUAUUUGUCAUGUUGUUUUGAGGUUUCCUGGAGUUGGACUAUUCCCACAGCUGUUGGCAUUUGCACUGAAAGUAUCAGAUAAUGAUAGCAAGUAAUUCUAUGGUCACUGUAUUUCAUAAUUGCAGGUCCAAGGACCAGUUUUGAAUUGUGGAUAUAUUUACUCAUAUGUUGUGGAUGUAUUCACUUUCACAUCUACAUUCCUUCCCUUUUUCUUGUAUGACAUCAUACAUCCCUGCUCCUAACUGGAAAUCACCAUGAGAAAUCCCCAUACCACCCAUUUUGAAUCCCAGGCAGAGUUUAUUAUACAUUGUUAGAUAUUCUGUGUGAUGAGAGUGGGGUGCCCCCUUGGGGCACAGUGCUCUGGUCUAUUCUGGUUGAAAGUUAAAGCUGUAAUUUAGAUCAUGGUUUGAAGAUAUAGUCUGAAGCUCAGUCUCAGAGUUGUUCUCAGACACUCCCCUCUCAGUCUCAGGGUGCCAGGUAGAUGGCUGUGUGGAGACAGACAGGUGUGCCUAUUGUUUUUACUCACAGUUCUUGCUUGAGAAUCGGGACACAUGUUGCCUCAGGAUUAGUGAGAGAGAGAGAGACAGACAGAGAGACAGAGAGAUAGACAGAGACAGAGAGACAGACAGACAGAGAGGCAGACAGACAGACAGACAGACGGACAGAGAAAGGCAGGUCAGGUACUCCGUGUGAUGUGAUGUAAUAACCCUUCAGGAGCUGUGAAGGCAGUACUUGUCACACAGACUUACCCCAGGCUGAAUGCCUUUAAUGAAUAGUUGAGGAACAUGUUCUUCUAGACUACAGGGCAAUUCCACAGUAACAGAGUGACACUGAGACUCAGAGUUUUCACUUUAAAAUGGAUGUCAAACAAAAACCAAUGAUUGCAAAGUUAAACAAACCAUACAACUCAAUGCACAAUGACUACUUCGAACAAUUUCCACUGAAAAUUGUACAAUUUACACGGUAACAGAGUGACACAGUUUGGUAACAGAAUGACGACACCAACAGCACAAACCGUCAUUCUGUUACCAAACUUUGCAUUUGCACUGUUCUUCAAGUAAAUGUGUUUUUGUAAAAUCUCUGUGUCACCGUGGAAUUGCCCUAGAGCAACAAAUGGUAAAGACUGAGGCAUUCAUUACCUUACAUACAGUAUAUCUACUUAACUAUGGUAUGUAUGCAUAUCUAUUGAACUAUGUUUUAUGUUCUAAGGAAAGAAAUUACUGGAAAGAAAAAGUAUCAUGUCACUUAGAAGUAGAUACUGUUAUUACACAAAUUGGAUACAGCUUUUUCAAGCAUCCACUUAAAAACAAGAUACUGUAUAUUCCAAGGCAUCGUGGUUUGUCUCUCCUGUUAUUUUCCCUUACUCCAUGUGAGGUAAUGGGUGUGGAUGCGCUGCUCUUCUCUCUGAUUACGGAGAGAAGUGGUUUUGUUAGACUGAUACAUUCCUUCAUCCUUCUCUCUGAGCCUGGUGGUAUUGGUAAACAUGCAUUCUUGUGUGUCUUGGUGCAUUCAAGACAACUCGGAACUCUGAAAUCUCCAACCCACGACUUCAGUGUUUUCAAGAGAACUGGGCUUAGACGGCGAUAAAUCGUUUUGAACGGUCAUCCAACUCUGGAAUUACAAGUCGAAACUGACAGGGAGGACAGGGAGGGGUCUUCUAAAAGGAAACAAUAUCUUUAGUAGCACCAGCAGUACACUGGGGGAUUUAACACACAAACCCUGAUCUGAGUUAAACUGAUUUUUUUCCUAAACAGAUCUUCAACACUUAUCCUCCUCUUCUCUCUCGGGAUGUCAUGAAAGAUCAAGAGGACAGAGUAUUUGGUCUAUUUUCAGUUCUCUGCCUUGCAAUAAAGUGAUAGAGUUCAAUACUGGGAGAAUGUUUUAUUUAUAUGCUAUUAUUUUGAUAAAUGCUAGAUAAAUGUCUGCUCAUAUUCAUUGGAUAAUUCUUGAGGAUUUACUUAUGAUUGUCUUGACUGGCUGAGAAACAAAUGCCAUGAUUUCCACCACAGUCGGUCUAAAACUAUUUUGAAACAAGUGAAUGCCCUCAGGCUUGUUCUCCCUGCCUGCUCAAUAGUAAAAUAUGAUGUAGUCUUGGAAAGGUUCAGGCCAGUUGCCAUGGUAGCAGGUCUCCUACAGUGUAAAUCAAGGACAGAACCUCAGGUGGGAUUGUGUUCACCUGAGCUCUGCAUUCACUAUUGACAAUUGGAUUUAGCUGUGGAUUCUCAAUAUUUGCUCACUUUCCAGUUUCCACAGAAUCCUGUUAGGCCCUAUACCCCAGGCUCAGAAACUCACCUUGCAAACAUGCAAUUAGGAUAACUGAUGUAGGCUAAUACAGUUUACAUUCUGCAUCAGAAGACUGACAUUAAUAUUAAAGAGAAGAGGAACAGAGUUGAUUCAAUUUACUGUAGUCAUAGUGUGAUAUAGAAAUGGCAAAAACAUUGACAUUAUCUAGUGUUGUUUGGUACUGUUGUGGUCACUAAGUGUCGCCCUUCUCAGAUAGAACACGACCACUCAGACCUGAGGCUGUUUGAAUGGGCCCAUCUCCCACGAGGCUGUCACACAGAAGCCAUGUUUACAUCAGCCACAGCAACAGAGAAGAACUAACCCCCCUCCUCCCCGGUGGAGCUCAAAGAGGAAGAGAAUGAAAGGCCCAAAUGUGUCUCUGAAAUAACCCAGAAAGGGGCUCUUUGUGCUCCCUAACAACUUAAUGUCCACAUGCUUUGAUUUAGCAUGGCGCUGGCUGCUAAUUUGCAUGGGGGUCUGUGGUGGGCCACUUUUAACGAGAGGAGGCCAGUGUGUGUGUGUGUGUGUGUGUGUGUGUGUGUGUGUGUGUGUGUGUGUGUGUGUGUGUGUGUGUGUGUGUGUGUGUGUGUUUCCACCUCCGUAAUGUUUAAAGAUGGAAUCUGCAGUAGGGGGAAACAGCGCCACUGGCCACCCCACCACCGUUGUUAUUGUUUUUGUUGCCGAGCUGAGGAGCGUCGCUCAGCAUGGUAAAAAAAUGGCUGUACAUAUUGUGCUUUUCUGUUGCGUGUGGCUGUUUCACAAUUAAGGAUUCCAGUUUUUAAUUAGGAAAUCUACAGUUCAAACAAUAAAUAAAGUUGUCACCUAGCCACUGUUUGGGUAAACAGCUGAGGGUUGGGCCUGGAAAAAUGUAACCACUCUCAAAUUCAUAGACAGAGCUAUGGAUGCAAGAACUGCCCAUCCAUGAUAACAAAAUUCUAGUUUUAACCAUGUUUGAAGGCCAUACAGUGUUUAUUUACAAUUACAUUGUUUAUAAACAAUGGAGUAAAACAAACAUAUAUUUUGGGUUCUGAUGAGGUACGACAGUUGAACUAAGCUCAUGAGGCAUUUAUGAAUCAUAUUAUUUAAGAAUCAGUGGGUAUACAGUGGCUUGCGAAAGUAUUCACCACCCUUGGCAUUUUUCCCAUUUUGUUGCCUUACAACCUGGAAUUAAAAUUGAUUUUUGGGGGGGUUGUAUCAUUUGAUUUACACAACAUGCCUACCACUUUGAAGAUGCAAAAUAUUUUUUCUUGUGAAACAAACAAGAAAUAAGACAAAAAAACAGAAAACUUGAGCGUGCAUAACUAUUCACCCCCCCAAAGUCAAUACUUUGUAGCGCCACCUUUUGCAGCUAUUACAGCUGCAAGUAUCUUGGGGUAUGUCUCUAUAAGCUUGGCACAUCUAGCCACUGGGAUUUUUGGCCAUUCUUCAAGGCAAAACUGCUCCAGCUCCUUCAAGUUGGAUGGGUUCCGCUGGUGUACAGCAAUCUUUAAGUCAUACCACAGAUUCUCAAUUGGAUUGAGGUCUGGGCUUUGUCUAGGCCAUUCCAAUACAUUGAAAUGUUUCCCCUUAAACCAUUCGAGUGUUGCUUUAGCAGUAUGCUUAGGGUCAUUGUCCUGCUAGAAGGUGAACCUCCGUCCCAGUCUGAAAUCUCUGGAAGACUGAAACAGGUUUCCCUCAAGAAUUUCCCUGUAUUUAGCGCCAUCCAUCAUUCCUUCAAUUCUGACCAGUUUCCCAGUCCCUGCCGAUGAAAAACAUCCCCACAGCAUGAUGCUGCCACCACCAUGCUUCACUGUGUGGAUGGUGUUCUCGGGGUGAUGAGAGGUGUUGGGUUUGCGCCAGACAUAGCGUUUUCCUUGAUGGCCAAAAAGCUCAGUUAGUCUCAUCUGACCAGAGUACCUUCUUCCAUAUGUUUGGGGAGUCUCCCACAUGCCUUUUGGCGAACACAAACCGUGUUUGAUUCUUUUUUUCUUUAAGCAAUGGCUUUUUUCUGGCCACUCUUCCAUAAAGCCCAGCUCUGUGGAGUGUAUGGCUUAAAGUGGUCAUAUGGACAGAUACUCCAAUCUCCACUGUGGAGCUUUGCAGCUCCUUCAGGGUUAUUUUUAUUUUAUUUUUUAUUUCACCUUUAUUUAACCAGGUAAGCCAGUUGAGAACAAGUUCUCAUUUACAUAAAAACAACAACACAGAGUUAAAUAUGGGGUAAACAAAACAUAAAGUCAAAAAUACAACAGAAAAUAUAUAUACAGUGUGUGCGAAUGUAGUAAGUUAUGGAGGUAAGGCAAUAAAUAGGCAAUAGUGCAAAAUAGUUAAAAUUUGGAAUGAUUUGGAACAAUAGUGCAAAAGAUUAUGUGCAAAUAGAGAUACUGGGGUGCAAAUUUGCAAAAUAAAUAACAAUAUGGGGAUGAGGUAGUUGGGUGGGCUAAUUUCAGAAAGGCUGUGUACAGGUGCAGUGAUCGGUAAGCUGCUCUGACAACUGAUGCUUAAAGUUAGUGAGGGAGAUAAGAGUCUCCAGCUUCAGAGAUUUUUGCAGUUCGUUCCAGUCAUUGGCAGCAGAAAACUGGAAGAAAUGGCGGCCAAAGGAGGUGUUGGCUUUGGGGAUGACCAGUGAGAAAUACCUGCUGGAGCGCAGACUACGGGUGGGUGUUGCUAUGGUGACCAGUGAGCUAAGAUAAGACUGGGAUUUGCCUAGCAGUGAUUUAUAGAUGACCUGGAGCCAGUGGGUUUGGCGACGAAUAUGUAGUGAGGGCCAGCCAACAAGAGCGUACAGGUCACAAUGGUGGGUAUUAUAUGGGGCUUUGGUGACAAAACGGAUGGCACUGUGAUAGACUACAUCCAAUUUGCUGAGUAGAGUGUUGGAGGCUAUUUUGUAAAUGACAUCGCCGAAGUCAAGGAUCGGUAGGAUAGUCAGUUUUACGAGGGCAUGUUUGGCAGCAUGAGUGAAGGAGGCUUUGUUGCGAAAUAGGAAGCCGAUUCUAGAUCUAACUUUUGAUUGGAGAUGCUUAAUGUGAGUCUGGAAGGAGAGUUUACAGUCUAACCAGACACCUAGGUAUUUGUAGUUAUCCACAUACUCUAGGUCAGACCCGCCGAGAGUAGUGAUUAUAGUUGGGUGGGUGGGUGCAAGCAGCGUUCGGUUGAAGAGCAUGCAUUUAGUUUUACUAGUGUUUAAGAGCAGUUGGAGGCUACGGAAGGAGUGUUGUAUGGCGUUGAAGCUCGUUUGGAGUUUGUUAUCUUUGGUCUCUUUGUUGCCUCUCUGAUUAAUGCCCUCCUUGCCUUGUCUGUGAGUUUUGGUGGGCGGCCCUCUCUUGGCAGGUUUGUUGUGGUGCCAUAUUAUUUCCAUUUUUUAAUAAUGGAUUUAAUGGUGCUCCGUGGGAUGUUCAAAGUUUAGGAUAUUUUUUUUAUAACCCAACCCUGAUCUGUACUUCUCCACAACUUUGUCCCUGACCUGUUUGGAGAGCUCCUUGGUCUUCAUGGUGCCGCUUGCUUGGUGGUGCCCCUUGCUUAGUGGUGUUGCAGACUCUGGGGCCUUUCAGAACAGGUGUAUAUAUACUGAGAUCAUGUGACACUUAGAUUGCACACAGGUGGACUUUAUUUAACUAAUUAUGUGACUUCUGAAUGUAAUUGGUUGCACCAGAUCUUAUUUAGGGGCUUCAUAGCAAAGGGGGGGAAUACAUAUGCACGCAGCAGUUUUCCGUUAUUAAUUUUUUAGCAUUUUUUCAAACAAGUUCUUUUUUUCAUUUCACUUCACCAAUUUGGACUAUUUUGUGUAUGUCCAUUACAUGAAAUCCAAAUAUAAAUCCAUUUAAAUUACAGGUUGUUAUGCAACAAAAUAGGAAAAACGCCAAGGGGGAUGAAUACUUUUGCAAGGCACUGUAUAUCAUUGAUUUAAAAGUUUAAAAGAAAUGGAUGUACCUAUCGCAGAUUGUCCCUUUUAAGACAACAGAAAGAGGUAGGGCCAGAGGUCCAUACACUCCACAGGUGUUUACAUCAGUGACAAACAGUACACCUAGAACCACACACUGGCUGCUCUGUUGUGGAGAGGGUCUGCAUUUCACUGUGAGUGAAAAGAUGUAGGUGAUUUACAUCAGAAUGACAGGGUGUUUGGCAUGUUAAUAACAACCUCUGGAGAUUUACUAUAGAGGGUGUCACUGACUCUUUCUACAAUCACUAACAUACAUGUUCCGCUAGGCGACUUGAUUUGGAUGUGGAGACUUGAUUUUAACCGAAAUUGGUUAUAUGGACCAGAACAUGUUCUAAAUUUACCCUUUAAAGUGAUUGCAGAUGAUGUCAAGCAUUUAAUCAGCCGAGUUCUUGAGGCCAGCUCUAAAAGUAUCCCACCCCCAGCAGAUCGUGGGACUUUCCUAGUCAGUCACUACUAGACCAUUUCUUGUAAAAGCCGUGUUGUCUGUAAUUGAAGCGGAGCUGUAAAAAUAGCUAGAGUGUACAAAACAUUCAGAACACCUGCUCUUUCCAUGACAUAGACUGACCAGGUGAAUCCAGGUGAAUGGUAUGAUCCCUUAUUGAUGUCACUUGUUAAAUCCACUUCAAUCAGUGUAGAUGAAGGGGAGGACACAGGUUAAAGAAGGAUUUUUAAGCCUUGAGACGAUUAAGACAUGGAUUGUGUAUGUGUGCCAUUCAGAGGGUGAAUGGGCAAGAAAAAGGAUUUAAGUGCCUUUGAACGGGGUAUGGUAGUAGGUGCCAGGCGCACUGGUUUGUGUGAAGAACUGCAAUGCUGCUGGGUUUUUCAACCUCAAAAGUUUUCGUGUGUAUCAAGAAUGUUCCACCACCCAAAGGACAUCCAGCCAACUUGACACAACUGUGGGAAGCAUUGGAGUCAACAUGGGCCAGCAUCCUUGUGGAACACUUUCGACACCUUUUAGAGUCCAUGCCCCGACGAAUUGAGGCUGUUCUGAGGGCAAAAGGGGGGUGGGGGGGUGCAACUCAAUAUUAGGAAGGUGUUCUUAAUGUUUUAUAUACUCAGUGUACAGCACCAUGUAUACACUCUUGGAAAAAAGGUUGCUAUCUAGAGCCUAAAAGGGUUCUUUGACUGUCCCCAUAGGUGAACCUUUUGAAGAACCCUUUUUGGUUCCAGGUAGAACCCUUUUGGUUCCAGGUAGAAAGAACCCUUUUGAGUUCCAUGUAGAACCCUUUCCACAGAGGGUUCUACAUGGAACCCAAAACAGUUCUACCUGGAACCAAAAACAGUUCUACCUGGAACCAAAAGGGGUUCUCCUAUGGAAACCUUUUUUCUAAGAGUGUAGAAUGCCACUGGAGUUCCUUCCUUGUUAUGAUGAGUGAAUCAUACUUUUUUAUAGCGGUAUUGUGAGUUGAAGGUAUGCUAUAAAAAGUAUGAUACUUUUAGAGCAAAGAGAAACAGUGAUCUAUUUUUAAGAUUGAAGAGAUUGAGUUUAUUAAGGUAUUUAGGUCACAUUUCAAUUAUUCAUACCACUGGGAUGGGCCUUUACUUCAUUCAGUGAACUCUUCUCUGUAGACUUACUGAGCAUGGAGCGAAUAAGCAAAUUAGUUUGUUUCAUCACAUGCAGUAAUGCAGGCUCUGCAGCGCUAGUGAAUGAACAGCCUCUCAGAAACAAUGGACAAUGUUACACAUUGAUUAUACUGUAUAGAUGCUGAGUGAAGGUUUGUGUGGGUGUUCACUCAACCAACAACCGAGUUAAGUCAUGUAUUUAUGCUGAACAAAAUAUAAACGCAACAUGCAACAAUUUCAAAUAUUUUACUGAGUUACAGUUCAUAAAAGGAAAUCAGUCAAUUGAAAUAUAUUCAUUAGGCCCUAGUCUAUGGAUUUCACAUGACUAGGAAUAAAGAUAUGCAUCUGUUGGUCACAGAUACCUUUAAAAAAAAGUAGGGGUGUGGAUCAGAAAACCAGUCAGUAUCUGGUGGGCUAACCAUUUGCCUCAUGCAGCGCGACAUCUCCUUCGCAUAGAGUUGAUCAGGCUGUUGAUUGUGGCCUGUGGAAUGUUGUCCCACUCCUCUUCAAUGGCUGUGCGAAGUUGCUGGAUAUUGGCGGAAACUGGAACACGCUGUCGUACACGUCGAUCCAGAGCAUCCCAAACAUGCUCAAUGGGUGACAUAUCUGGUGAGGAAGCAGGCCAUGGAAGAACUGGGACAUUUUCAGCUUCCAGAAAUUGCAUACAGAUCCUUGCAACAUGGGGCCGUGUAUUAUCAGGCUGAAACAUGAGGUGAUGGCGGCGGAUGAAUGGCACGAUAAUGGUCCUCAGCAUCUCGUCACGGUAUCUCUGUAUGACGCCGAACUGCAGUCAGGUCAAGACCCUGGUGAGGACGACGAGCAUACAGGUGAGCUUCCCUGAGACAGUUUCUGACAGUUUGUGCAGAAAUUAUUUGGUUGUGCAAACCCACAGUUUCAUCAGCUAUCUGGGUGGCUGGUCUCAGACGAUCCCGCAGGUGAAGAAGCCGGAUGUGGAGGUCCUGGGCUGGCGAGGUUACACGUGGUCUGUGGUUUUGAGGCCGUAUGGACGUACUGCCAAAUUCUUUAAAACGACGUUGGAGGCAGCUUAUGGUAGCAACAGCUCUGGUGGACAUUCCUGCAGUCAGCAUGCAAAUUGCAAGCUCCCUCAAAACUUGAGACAUCUGUGGCAUUGUGUUGUGUGACAAAACUGCACAUUUUAGAGUGGCCUUUUAUUGUCCCCAGCACAAGGAAUACAAUCAUUGCAAGCAAGGGGCAGUGGGAGAUAUUCUGUGAGGGUUAGAUGGAGCAACACUUACUCUGCUCAUACGCACUGUGGCCAAAUGAGUGUUGUUGAGUGUAAGGAAUCUCACCGUUCCUCUUCGCUCUUUCUUGCUCUCCUUCUCUCUCCCUCUCUCUCUCCUCUCUCUCUCUCUGUUCCAGCUCUAAGCAGCAGCCCCAGUGAACGCGGCAGUGGCCCCCGCAGUGCGAGAGUCAGUCGGACAGGUCUGUGUGGGAAGAGUCCCAGUGAGAAGAGCAGGAGGGGUGUCAAUGGAAGAGGCUUGGCCAGCAGGCCCUUACUGCAGCCCAAACCACAAGGUACUGAUAAUAAUGCUUUUUAAUAUACCAUUUAGCAGACAUUUCUAUCCAAAGCGAUUUACAAUACAGUGAGUUCAUACACUUUAGAAUAUGUGACCCCAGUGGGAAUCGAACCCAUGACCCUGGUGUUGUUAGUACCAACCAGGGUUGGGGUCAAUUCCACAAAUUCAAUUAUAAUUAAAUUCUCUCUCCCUGUAAAUUCCAUUUAAUUCAAUUCAAAUUCCAGUAUCUUUAAUCUGAGUCUAGAGGAAGGUGUUUGUCCUCAGGCCUGGAGGGAAAGUGGUAAAGAGGCUCUUAGCAAACUGUUGGAAAAAAUGUGUUUGACCAAAUACAAUGCUAUUUCUCUGUAAACAAAUUGACAACUUUCAGCAUGCUUAUAGAGAAGGGCACUCAAAGUGUACUGCACUGACACAAAUUACUGAUGAUUGGUUGAAAGAAAUGAAUUAAUAAUAAUAAGAUUGUGGGAGCUGUACUAUUAGAUUUCAGUGCAGUCUUUGAUAUUAUUGACCAUAACCUGUCAUUCAAUUGUUGUAAAGAUGGGGAGAGGUCUGUCCAUGCUUUUUUGACACCACACUCCAAAAGCAAGGCCUGCAGGCUCUAGUUCUGUCUUAUCUUGAUUAUUGUCCAGCCAUGUGGUCAAGUGCUGCAAAGAAAGACCUAGUUAAGCUGCAGCUGGCCCAGAACAGAGCGGCACGUCUUGCUCUUCAUUGUAAUCAGAGGGCUAAUAUAAAUACUAUGCAUGCCAGUCUCUCUAGGCUAAGAGUUGAGGAGAGACUGACUGCAUCACUUCUUAUUUUUAUAAGAUACAUUAAAGUGUUGGAAAUUCCAAAUUGUUUGCAUAGUCAACUUACGCACAGCUCUGACACACACACUUACCCCACCAGACAUGCCACCGGGGGUCUUUUCACAGUCCCCAAAUCAAGAACAAAAUUAAGAAAGCGUACAGUAUUAUAUAGUGCCAUUAUUGCAUGGAACUCCCUUCCAUCUCAUAUUGCUCAAAUGCAAACCUGGUUUCAAAAAACAGAUAAAGCAACACCUCACGGCACAACGCCUCUCCCCUAUUUGACCUAGAUAUUUUAUGUGUAUGUAUUGAUAUGUAGGCUGUGUGACGUUUUUAAAUGUGUAUAGUUCUGUCCUUGUGAUGUUCUUGUCUAUUAACGUUCUGUAUUAUGUAAUGUUUCAUGUUUUGUGUGGACCCCAGGAAGAGUAGCUUCUGCUUUCGCAACAGCUAAUGGGGAUCCUAAUGAAAUACCAAAUACCAAAAUUAUCCCCAACAGUUCCACAAAAUCCAAUUUGAAUUCAAUACCCUCAGGCUUUUAGGCUGAUCAUGUCACUGUUUAGACAGUCUAGCUAUACUGGAAAUAUAGGAAUACAGGUUGAAAUUAUUAAAAACAUAUCAUACAGUCAAUUUUUUAUACUAUGUGCAUUCAUUCCAUUAACUGGGAAUUCCAAUUAAAUUCCAAUGCAAAAAGUCCAAACAGUCUAAUUCCAAUUCAAUUCCAAUUCCAUAACUUCAAGAUUGUUGAAUUUCAUUUUAAUUAAAUUCAAUGUAAAUUCUCCACUUCAUGAGUGAUUUCAAGAAUUGAAUUGGAAUUUCAAAUAAAAUUGGAAUUGACCCCAACCCUGGUGCCAGUCUUCCACCACGCUCUUACCAACUGAGCCACACAGGACAACAGAGCGCUGAGAGCAGUGCUGCUUAGACAUACUGACACUUGUUUACAUUUGGAUAAUUACUCACACGUGACUCGGAACAUACAUGACAAAGCAGCUCUCGCGACACGGAAGAGCGAGUUAUGUAACCAGACACACAGUGUGACACAGUGGGGAAACCUUGACUUUAGUGGUGUUGCAUUCCUCUUUUAUUUGAACACAGUAAAUCAUUCUCUAGCGAUAAGAAGGACAACUCUAACCCUCUUCCAGUGUUGGGGAAGCUACUCUGAAAAUAUACACUGAGUAUACCAAACAUUAGGAACACCUUCCUAAUGUUGAGUUGCACAGCCCCGCCCUGCCUUUUGCCCUAAGAACAGCCUCAGUUCGUCAGGGCAUGGACUCUACAAGGUGUCGAAAGUGUUCCACAGGGAUGCUGGCCCAUGUUGACUCCAUGCUUCCCACAGUUUUGUCAAGUUGGCUGGAUGUCCUUUGGGUGGUGGAACAUUGUUGAUACACACGGGAAACUGUUGAGGGUGAAAAACCCAGCAGCGUUGCAGUUCUUGACACAAACCGGUGUGCCUGGCACCUACUACCAUACCCCGUUCAAAGGCGCGUAAAUAUUUUGUCUUGCCUAUUCACCCUUUGAAUGGCACACAUACGCAAUCCAUGUCUCAAUUGUCUCAAGGCUUAAAAAGCCUUCUUUAACCUGUCUCCUCCCCUUCAUCUACACUGAUUGAAGUGGAUUUAACAAGUGACAUCAAUAAGGGAUCAUAGCAUUCACCUGGAUUCACCUGGUCAGUCUAUGUCAGGGGUGUCAAACGUCCGGCCCGCGGGCCGGAUCAGGCCCGCAAACGGGUUUAAUCCGGCCCGCGAGAUGAUUUACAAAAAAAAUAAAAAAUAAUUGCGUCCACUGGAUGGCGCAAUAGCAAUUGUGUUAAGCAAGCAAACUGUUUAUACCGGGGCAGAGCAAGUAGGUCAAGCACGUGCAGCCAAUGAGCUACUUUGUUUUGCCCGCGAUCUUUAUUACGGCUUCUACUUUUAACAUUAUGUGCUUUGGCACCCUCAUUGCCCCAAUAUGUCUCUGUCAAAAAAGAGAAAAGUGGACGCAGAGUGCAGAGUGUUCCAAGAAAAAUGGUCAUCCUAUUUAUUCACGGAAUUGAAUGGGAAAGCUGUAUGUUUGGUGUGUUCAGAGCAUGUUGCAGUGCUGAAAGAAUAUAACCUUCUUUGCCACUAUGUGAGUCUUCAUGCCGACAAAUAUGACAACUUUCAAGGACAGCGGAGAUGAGAGAAGGUGAAUUAACUGUUGGCGGGUCUGAAGAAACAGCAGUCUGUGUUUACUCACAGCCGAGACAUCAGUGACGCUGCAGUGAAAGCUAGCUACCUCAUUGCUAAUGAAAUCGCAGUGGCUUCAAAACCAUUUAGUGAGGGUGAAUUUGUAAAAACAUGCAUGAUGAAGGCAGCGGAGAUUGUGUGCCCUGAAAAGCGGCAGGCUUUUGCAAAUAUCAGCCUGACAAGAAACACAGUUGCAGACAGGAUUUCCGAUCUUUCAGUGGAUUUGGACAGCCAGUUGAAGCAAAAAGUAAAGUCAUUUAUUGCGUUUUCGGUUGCAAUUGAUGAAAGCACGGACAUUACAGAUGUUGCACAACUGGCCAUUUUCAUCCGCGGAGUUGAUGACACAUUGACCGUCACUGAGGAGUUCGUUGAGUUGGUGCCGAUGACAGAUACAACGACAGCAGCUGAUAUUUUUACCGCACUCGUCGGCACGCUGGACAGGGUCGGAGUGGACUGGUCCCGCGCUGUCAGCCUGGCUACAGAUGGUGCGCCCUCAAUGAUCGGGAAAAAAGCAGGCGUUGUGACAAGGUUCAGAGAGAAAGUGCAAUCUGCAAAUGGAGGACGUAAUUUUUUGACUUUUCACUGUAUUUUGCACCAGGAGGCUUUGUGUUGCAAGUCAUUAAAGAUGGAUAACGUCAUGAAGGUGGUCAUCCAAACUGUUAAUUUCAUCCGAUCCAGAAGCCUGAAUCACCGUCAGUUUGACAGCCUUCUCAGAGAGAAAGACCACAUCUAUGGCCUGCCAUACCACACUGAGGUAAGAUGGUUAAGCCGAGGUGCUGUGCUGAGGCGUUUCUUUGAUUUACGAGAAGAAAUUGAACAGUUCAUGGAAGAAAAGGGCAAACCAGUGUUAGAAUUUCAUUCCGCAGAAUGGAUGCAGGACCUUGCAUUUAUGGUGGAUGUUACAGAGCACCUGAAUAACUUGAACAAACAGCUGCAAGGGCGCAACAAAGUUGUCACGCAGUAUUAUGACAGCAUACGUUCUUUCAAGUUGAAGCUGUCAUUGUGGGAGACGCAACUUGCCGGUGGUGAUGCAGCUCACUUCCCCUGUCUGAAAAAUGUGUGCACGACCUAACAUGUGGCAGACAUGAAGCGGUUCAAAGAUAAAAUAACGGGACUGUUACGGGAGUUUGAGCAACGCUUUCAGAUUUAUGUUUAUAUGUUUUUAUGUUGAUGUGCUAUUGUUUUUAAUUUAUUUGUAUAUUUAACCUAUUCUUGACUCUGUGGUUCUUGCACUUGUUUGGGGAACAGGAUUUCAUUAUUUUUAUCUACAUUUCUGCCUGAGAAAUGACACCCUGAUAUAGUUCUGUGAUCUGUGAAACAGUUCUGUUAAUCACUGGGGCAUUGUGUGUUUGUGUGUUAUUUUUCUUUAGAAUUUUCAAAUAAACUUGACGUGUUUUAUGAUUAAUAGUGAUGUUGUGCUUGUACUAUUUUGGACACACUGUCCUCAGGCUCCAGCUUUAUGUUGUAUGUUGAUCGUAUUAAAACAAAGAAAACAAUCUGAAGUUGUUGUUUUUAAGUUAUAUAUACCAUGAUUUUUCCGGUCCGGCCCACUUGGGAAUAGAUUUUCCUCCAUGUGGCCCCUGAGCUAAAAUGAGUUUGACACCCCUGGUCUAUGUCAUGGAAAGAGCAGGUGUACUUAAUGUUUUGUACACUCAGUGUAGUUUACCAAGCUACCAAUUACUUCACACUGGAAGAGGUUUAGCUACAUUAAAGCUAACCUUAAAAAAAUAUAGUUUACUUAACUAAAGUUACUUUGAAAAAUUAUCAUAUGAGCCUAAAUCUGAAAUGUCAUAGACAACAAACAGAUCACUUUGGGGAAAUAUUUUAACAGCAUGUGUAAUUUAGCUUAUUAAACACACAAACAAUUUUCAAGUGAGAAUUAGGCAGGUCUGAUGCCGAAAAAUGAAGGAAAUUAUUGCCCUUCUUAACCAUAUUUUAUUUAUUUUAUGCCAAAAGUGUAGUGUGUAGUUCCAGUAGUUAGCUACACCACUACAUGGCAAAACAUAAUUAACAACUGAAAACACUACCUUUAUUUGAAUUUAGUUAAACUACCACCAACCUACUGCAAAACGUAGUUAAAUUACUAGUUGAACUAGAUGUAGUUCACUACUCCCCAACACUUCCCUCUACAUGACAACAGUCCAUUGGCCAUCCCCUCUAUGGAUUAUAGAAUAGUUCAUGCUAUAUAAAGAUACUGCUAGUCCAUAGUAAUGGCUAUAUUUGAAUCUCAUUCUGGGUGGUAAAUGUUAAUGCUAAAUGUAGCCAUGUUUUGCAGGCUUAUAGACACGCGGUUGCAUACACUCUGGAAUGAGACUAGCUUUUAGUAACCUGUGCUGCCACCUUGUGUUGGAAGUAUACAUGACAACACAAAACUCCACAAAACACAGUCAACAAUGCUGAUGGGGAUUGUGUAUUGGGCUCCUGUCCCGUCUCCAGUACAUUCAUAGAGAGGCCCCUAGAGUGACCCAACCUAAAAACCAACUGCCUCUCUAGCCCUGACAACUGACCUUCUCCUAUCAUCCCCCCAGUGCCUCCGAAGCCAGCGCACCUCCAGAGCCAGGUGACGGUGCCUGCUGGCCCCCCACUGGCGCUGGGGCGCGUGGAGAGAGCACUCCUCAGAGCCACCAUGGAGGAGGGAGGAGGAGGGGCGGUGACGGGGAAGAGCCGGGAGAAACCCUCCAAAGUCUUGGACCUCAUCAACCACUUUGAGGAGAACAGGUAGAGCACCAAGCAGGGAGAAAAAGUAGAGUACAGAGUGGGUAGGCGAGAAAAGUAUCAAUUACACCCUAACAGAGAUACAGCCCUAACUCAAAUAUGUGUGAAAUUAUUGCCCUUGUGUGUGUUCUUGCUCUUGUGUAAAAGAGUAACUAACUGCUAAGAGAGAGAAAGAGAAAGUAAUUUGAAAUGGAUACUUCUAUUUACAUCACUUAUCGUAAUAAAGGAAAUACAUUAUUCAGGCGGACAUGAGAGUAGUAAUCAGUGUGACGUCAAUAAACCUUGCAUGCAAAACAGAAAAGUUUAUAUUUCCUAAUAUCCCUUACUAUUUAGAAGAUGAAAUAAAAACCAGAAGUCACUUUCAGCCCGAUUUGUUGAUAUUUCUUCAGAGGAAAGCUUUAGACAGAGAGAGCAGUUUCUAUUUCACAAGUCAAAGCGUUAGUGGAGAAUGAAAAGAGAUUUGUACAGAGCGGAAAAUCAGCUCCCUCACUUGUGGGAGAGAGCUCACUGCUGUAGGAUAAAGUCUAGAAGAAAGAGGUAGGAUUUUAAUACACAAACUUUAUAUCAUGUUUCGAUUCCUGUCUCAAAUUAUGUUAGAUUGGGACCUUGAUCAAAAGGUUUGGCUAUGUGAAUCUGUCUAUUGUCAUUUGUCCCACAAGGGCAAGGCUGAGUGUUUCCUCUAUAGCAACACAGCCAUUAGUUGUGAUUUCAAUAAACAAACACUUGUUGCUAAUUGAAUAUAAGCAUUGUAGCUAUAUAUUGCACCAUCUGUCUUCAUCUAUUUUCCUAUGACUUUAAGACAUUUCUGAUUUCAUUCCUGCUUGGUUACAAGUCUGUGUGGGGAUUUUAGCAGCAUGUGAGGAGGCCCGUUAGUGAGAGCUUGAGAGGCAGAAACAAUGGUGCCCUUGUGUGAAACGCUCAUGCAGUGCAGUCCAACAGCAUUGAGCCAGCAUCGUUACCCCACUCCAUCCAGCACUGCCAACCAAGGCCUAUACAGGCCAUCUAAGGUCUCUUGAGCUACAAGCUCACCCUCAGAGUGAAUUUUGUUCAGUUCAGCAGAAGAAGGGCAGCCUAUAAGGAAUAGAAUUAGCCUAGUAAUUCUUAGGAGAGGAAACCUGGAAUUCCAGCACGUGAAGCUAUUAAUGUAGCAAUAAAGCCACCCUGUUAAUGAACAUUUUAGUCAUCUUAUCCAGAGCGACUAACAGUUAGUGCAUUCAUCUUAAGAUAGCUAGAUGGGACGAUCACAUAUCACAGGCAUAGGAAGUAUAUUUUUCUUCAAUAAAAGUAGCUAUCAGUAGAGUCAGAGCUAGAAGGGGGGUAGGGUUUCAGAUGUUUCCGGAAGAUGGGCAGGCACUCUGCUGUCCUAGUUUCAUGGGGAAGCUGCUUCUACCAUUGGGGUGCCAGGACAGAGAAGAGCUUGGACUGGGCUGAGUGGGAGCUUCCCUCCCGUAGGGGUGGGAGGGCCAAGAGACCUGAGGUGGCAGAACGGAGUGCUCGGGUUGGGGUGUAGGGUUUGAGCAUAGCCUGAAGAUAGGGAGGGGCAGUUUAUCUUGCUGUUCUGUAGGUAAGCAGUGGAUGCGAGCUUUGACUGGAAGCCAGUGGAGUGUGCAGAGGAGCGGGGUGACAUGAGAGAACUUGGAAAGGUUGAAAACCAGGCGGGCUGCAGCGUUCUGGAUAAGUUUCAGGGGUUUGAUGGCACAAGCUGGGAGCCCAGCCAACAGCAAGUUGUAGUAGUCCUGACGGGAGAGGAUAAGUGCCUGGAUUAGGACCGGCGCCGCUUCCUGUAUGAGGUAGGGUCGUACUCUACGGAUGUUGUAGAGCAUGAACCUGCAGGAGCGAGUCACUGCUUUGAUGUUAGCAGAGAACGACAGGGUGUUGUCCAGGGUCACGCCAAGGUUCUUUGCACUCUGGGAGGGCGACACUGGAGUUGUCAACCAUGAUGGAGAGGUCUUUGAGCGGGCAGGCCUUCCCCGGGAGGAAGAGCAGCUCCGUUUUGUUGAGGUUGAGCUUGAGGUGGUGGGCCGACAUCCAAGUUGAGAUAUCUGCCAGGCACACAGAGAUGCAUGCUGCCACCUGGGUGUCAGAAGGAGUGAAGGAGAAAAGAAGUUGAGUGUCAUCCACAUAGCAAUGAUAGGAGAGACCAUGUGAGGAUAUGACGGAGCUGAGUGACUUGGUGUAUAGAGAGAAGAGGAGAUGGCCUAGAACCGAGCCCUGAGGGACACCAGUAGUGAGAGUAUGUGGUGCAGACAGAUCCUCUCCACGUCGCCUGCCAGGUAGGAUGCAAUCCAAGAGUGUGUAGAGUCUGAGACGCUCAGCCCUGAGAGCGUGGAGAGGACGCUCUGAUGGUUCACAGUGUCAAAGGCAGCGGAUAGAUCUAGCAGGAUGAGAACAGAGGAGAGCGAGUCAGCUUUGGCAGUGCGGAGAGCGUCCGUGACACAGAGAAGAGCAAUCUCGGUUGAGUGACCCGUCUUGAAGCGUGACUGGUUAGGGUCAAAAGAUCGUUCUGAGAGAGAUAACGAGAGAGUUGAUCAGAGACAGCACACUCAAGUGUUUUGGAAAGAAAGAAGGGAUACAGGUCUAUACCCUUUGGCGUCAGAUGAGUUGAGUGUUCGUUUCUUGAAGAUGGGAGCGACUGGCCAUUUUGAAGUCAGAGGGGACGCAGCCAGUGGUCAGGGAUGAGUUGAUGAGGGAAGUGAGGAAUGGGAGAAGGUCUCCAGAGAUGGUCUGGAGAAGGGAGGAGGGGAUGGGGUCGAGCAGGCAGGUUGUCGGGAGGCCAGACCUCACUAGUCACAGGCUGUCAUCUGGGGAGAAAGAGGUCAAGGCGUAGGGUAGUUCUGUGUGAGUGAGACCAGUGGACUCAAUAGGCUGAGUGAAUGAGUAGCGGAUGUCAUCAACCUUCUUUUCAAAGUGGUUGACAAAGUCGUCCGCAGAGAGGGAGGAGGGAGGGGUUGGAGGAUUAAGGAGGGAGGAGAAGGUGGAAAAUAGUUUCCUAGGGUUAGAAGCAGAAGCUUUGAAAUUUAGAGUGGUAGAAAGUGGCUUUAGCAGUGGAUACAGAGAAAAUAGUAGUUGGAGAGAGAGAGCGAAGAUUGCGACAGCGCAUGACCAUCUGGGUAGGGUCUGAGUGGUUAGGGUUGGAGGAAAGGGAGACAGAAAAGGAAACAAAGUAGUGAUCAGAGAUCUGGAGGGGGGUUUCAGUGAGAUUAGUAGGCGAGCAGAACUAGUAAAGAUGAGGUCAGGCGUAUUGCCUGCCUUGUGAGUUGGAGGGGAUUGGGAAAGGGUGAGGUCAAAAGAGGCAAGGAGGAGAAAGAGAGAGUUGGACAGAAAUUAAUCUAAGGCAGACGUCUGGAGGUUGAAGUCGCCAAGUAUGAAGAGCAGUGAGCCAUCGUCAGGAAAUGAGCUUAUCAAGGUGUCAAGCUCAUUGAGGAACUCUCCAAGGGCACAUGGUGGGUGAUAGAUGACAAUAAUGUUAAGCUUGAGUGGACAAGUGACAGUGACAGCAUGGAAUUCAAAUGAGGAGAUUGACCGGUGAGAGAGGGAGAAAAGAGAAAAUCUCUAUUUAGGAGAAAUUAGUAGACCUGUGUUACCACCGCGACGACCAGAUGCUCUUGGACUAUGAGAGAAAACAUAGUCAGAUGAAGAAAGAGCAGCUGGAGUAGAAGUGUUCUCUGGGUUGAUCCAUGUCUCCAUCAGGGCCAAAAAGUCAAGUGACUGAAGGGCAGCAUAGGCUGAGAUAAACUCUGCGUUCUUGACCGCAGAUCGGCAGUUCCAAACGCUGCCAGAGACCCAGUAUUCUACAUGGGGUGUGCGCACAGGGUACACUAAAUUAGAAGGGUUGCAGCCAAGCGGUGGGGAGCGUCUGUAAAGCCCUUUGAUCCUGGUUGAUGUGUCAACAUCUAUCUGCAAAUUAUGAGCAGUCAGCAGUUCACACACCAAGUAGGCCACUGUAUAAUGUAUAACACAGUAUAAUGUUAUAAUUAUACUACUGUAUAUGUACUGAGGUGCAUUAAGGUGAAUUGGUCUUCUGUACAUAUUUUGGAAAGUUAACUGAAUUUCCUAAAGCCAAGGUUAUGAGGAGGAUAUGUGAAACAUAUUGCCUCAGUGUUUUGCUCAAGCGUUUCCAUGGCCUUUCCCAAUGUGGGUCUUUCUAUAAAUAAUGGGAUCAAAAUGUCAAAAUAAAAAGAUUUUUAUGCUGUUCCACAUGUGUACUUAGAGGAAUAAAAGUGAAUAUAUGCAAAUUAGCCCAUUACUCCACCUAUACAACAACAUAGGCCUAGGACUAUACAUCCUUUAAGCAGGGUUCAUACAGACAUUGGCAAGUCAAAUUCAAGGACUUUCAGGGACUUUUUCAAGCACUAAAUUGUAACUUUAUACAAUUGUAUAAUUUAUAUAAUAGUACAUAUAGAGACUAAUAUAGAACCCCCUCCCCACAAAAAGCAUGCAAAAACUGUAAAAGAAAAAGUAGGCCAUUACCACUUUAAGAAUAAUGAUUUUUUUUAGGCCUUGAUAUUCAAAUUAUUAUUACAUUCUAAAAUAUGUGUGAAUAAUGUGGACGUUGCCUGACUAAAUAGAUUGGAUGCAUGCAUGGCCAUUUUUCUGUAGCCUAUGUGGCUGACUCAGGCACACAUAAUAAAACAUAGACACACAUAAUAAAGCCAUGAAUAGCUAGGUGGCUAACGUUAGCUAGCUGGCUAACGUUAGCUAGGCUAGUGGGUUAAGGUUAGGGUUUAGUUUAGGAGUUAGGUUAAAGGGUUAUGGUUAGGGGAAGGGUUAGCUAAAAGGGUUAGUGUUAGAGGAAGGGUUAGCUAAAAGGGUUAAGGUUAGGGGAAGGGUUCGCUAACAUGUAGUAAUUAGCUAAAAUGCAAAAGUUGUCCGUAUUCGAACUCACAACCUUUGGGUUGCUAGACGUUCGCGUUAUACGUCUACCCAUCCACCAAACCAACCACCCUACUUUAGUUUUUGCCUUACUAAUUUGAGAAUCCCGGAUUUACUUUAUUAUGUUAUGUCUAGUCUAUGAGACAGGCUGCGCGAACACCUUUUGUCCAGCAUUUGGGCUGUUGUUGCAUUGCAUGCACUAUCACAACAGUUGUUCGUCACUUGGCUGUCAUUCGGAAAAUGUCUUCCUGGAUCAGAUGAGGAUGUGUGAAAAUGUCACGGCGUAAUUAAACAGCUCGACACCAAAUGCGCAUCCAACAAGUGUUGUGCAAAAUCAUUGAAGAACCACUUUAAUGACAGUAUCGAUUUAGGUAUCAAGGUAAGGUGACUCUUUCAGUUAUAAGCAUUCGAUUUUUCAAUCGCAUGUAUUAUUUUGGAUUUGUGUGUUUUCACCAGGUAACAUAAGGAGAUACAAAAUGUUAAGUAGUUACAUUGCAUUUCUGAGAUCUCUAUAAAUAUCUGACAGCUAGAUCCAUGAUUCUUACAGGGUUCAAGUUCAAUGUCUAAUUAACUGAUUCAUUCUUAAUAUAUGAUAUAAGGACAAUUUACACUGCCCUAAAUGCAAGGACAGAAAAGUAAUGGUUUAUGUCACACGAUUUUGGACAAAUCCGUCAAGACACCAACCAUGAUAAAGGGUUAAGCAUAUGUUUUAAAUCAACUUGUGAAUUUUAUUGAAUAUAGCUAUGAUCCCUCAUUAUAUCUUAAUGUAAUGGCAUGAACAAUUCUUAUUAGACUUAUCAACAGCUGUAACAAGUUCUCCAGUGUAAGAAAUCCUCACUGGUACCCUAGUUUAUAGAAAGACUGAACAACUACAACAGUCCUCUGUGGGUGGUAUAGUCACAACGAGGGUGUGACAUUGUAUCAAAGUGCAGAUUAGAACACCUUCCAUCCUCCAGCCCAGUAAUGACUCACCUGUAGAGUGUACAUCUCUAUUGUUCCUUUAUUCAUACACUCUUCCUGUUUCUACCGACUAGGGCUGUCCCCGACAAAAUAAAAUCUUGGUCGACCAAGAGUCGUCUGUUCUUUCGACCAAAUGUUUCAACGUGUAUUUUACGGCAGGCAGGCAGGCAGGCAGGCAGCAGGCAGGCAGGCAGGCAGGCAGGCAGGCAGGGCGGGCUCAGGUCCUCCGGGAGGGGAAGAAGAGAGAAUUACUGUGGGCCCAUCUGACGAUACCCCCGGACAGGGCCAACCAGACAGGAUAUAACCCCACCCACUUUGCCAAAGCACAGCCCCCACACCACUAGAGGGAUAUCAACAGACCACCAACUUACUACCCUGAGACAAGGCUGAGUAUAGCCCACGAAGAUCACCUCCACCGCACGAGCCGAGGGGGUGCAAAACCGGACAGGAAGAUCACGUCAGUGACUCAACCCACUCAAGUGCACUGAGCUUGUCCGAUUGUUUAAGCACACUGCUAGAUUAAAUAAUUAAGACACACAAAUUACUAGAGGUAGUCCGAUCGCAAUUGAUUUCAUUGUGCCGGGCCUGCUCAGACUUGCUGCGCUGUGUUAAAAAAGAAAAUGACAGCGAGUGACUGUGUGACUAGCACCCGUUGUCUCUCUCACCUCCCUGCUGCAGCGACCACCACACAUUAACAGUGUUUAUUGCUCUGUCCGUGUUGAUGAAGCUGCAACAUAAUUUCAAAAAUGUCUGACUGAAAUGUUCUGUUACUGAAAUCCCUCAUUAGGAAAAACAUUCCCUAUUCCCUCAACCCUUGCUCUCUUUACGUGACACAUGUAUGCAUCGCAUGCACGUGACCAAUAGGGCCUGACCUAUAGCAUAUCGUAAUCACAUCAAUAAAUUGGUUAUAACAAACUCCGAACACCGUAACAGCAAAAUGGAUGCAGAGGACUUGACAAAUAAACUCAAAAUGGGGGAAUGUUUACUGGUUGCUCAGGAGGUAAAGGGGGAGUCAGAUGUGUGGAAUAAAUUUAACUAGUUGUGGAAAAUACUGGAGUUCAAGAAAAAUAAGGUAAGGAGCAAGCGCUGAGUGCAUAUUAUGUGUGUCAAAUAGGUGCUGUUAGAUUACAAAAAAAAUUAUUCUGACCGUUUGGAACAAUGUGAACAACACUAAAUAAAUUAUAAGCGUACCAGAGAGUCUGUUGUAAUGUUUUUUUGUCAAGCCUUUAUUACAGCAAAGACUAAAAACAGUCACAUUUAUUGGUGUUUAUGAAAAAUAUAGGCCUAAGUAUGUUAUGGUAUUAAGACUAAACAGGAUGCGCGCUUAGGUCUACAGAUCGAUGGUGGUUAUACAAGGCUGCUAUACUAACCCUACUAAUGAUAAUGACAUUACUUAUGAUUGUAAUGAUGAUCAUAAUAAUAAAAGUAAUGAUAACAAUAAGAAGGAGAUCAAGAAAAAGGAGGGUUAUUAUUAUUAUUAUUAUUAUAAAUUAAAAAAAUCAGACAAUUUGGAACAGUGUAAACAUUCAACAGCGUACUGAUGUGUUUCAGCACCGUGGACAGCGACCACUAUCCAACGCGAGAAAUGCGCAUAUAAAAUUAUAUUAUUUUUAUUAGUGUUGCACUAUUGUUCUUACAUAAUAUAACCAUAUACAAUUUCAGUAGCACGUCUUAGAGUGAUGGACUGUGCCAUCCCUGUGGCCUCCGCAAUGGAUUAGUCCACUCAGACAGGCGCAAAUCAGACAGGUGUCUUGUGCAUCAUGAAACACUAUUUUGAUAUUUGCUACUGCUCGACUACAGAAAUCUCGGUCGACCAACAGCCUAUCGGCCAAACAAUAGUGCUGGGCAGUGGUGGAUAGUGCUGGAUAGUGCUGGAGAGUGGUGGAUAGUGCUGGAGAGUGGUGGAUAGUGGUGGAUAGUGCUGGGCAGUGGUGGAUAGUGCUGGGCAGUGGUGGAUAGUGCUGGGCAGUGGUGGAUAGUGCUGGGCAGUGUAGGCUGAGGGGACUGGAAGGGAAGUGUCAUCUGAGGGCAGGUGGGUCACAGACAUGGAAACAGCUGGACGAGCUGUAGGAUAUGGUACUGCCGGAUGGAGGGGUGUGUGUGUGUGUACGUGUGUACGUGUGUACAAGUGUGUGCGUGUGUAAACGUACGUGUGCAUUCAGAAGUAGGGCAGCAGGUUAUCUCUGGGGACUGUUGCUCUACCUUUCCAGUCUUCCUCUCCUCCUCCGCUCCUCUUUUCCUCCACUCCACUCCUCCCCUGCCCUAAGCACUCACACCUCCUCUGCACAGCUCACAGCAGCCCCGUAAGACAAGAGGACGUUGGUGCAUCUCAACUGUUUUAUUUUUAACACGCGGACAUACUUCAAUGCUGCCGCGCAGUCUCUGUCUCUCUCACUCUUUCACAGCACUCACUAGUCACUAUACUUAAUAGCAACUGAACUUGCUCACCUGCUCUCUCUUCUCUUCUCCUUUCCUGUCGUCUUUGGCUUUACGUGUUUAUCAGCGGUGGUCUCUGACUUCCUCUUGCUCUAUCCCUCUUCCUCUCCUCUCACAGCCUGAUGGAAACCAAGAGGGAGGGCUCGCCACUGAAGCAGCUUAGCAAGUCACCCCUCUGCAGUCCGGCUCACCGGGGCUACCAGAGACAGUCUGAGCCCAAGCAGCAGGACAACAACUUGGUGGAUUCAGGCUCUGUCCCGGGAACGCCACGGGAUGCCCACAAACCGGCAGCUAACGGGGUGCUAGCCCAGGUGGACAGAGACAGGGACAGGGAGAGCGGGUUCCCCCUGAGGACAGACACUGCCCUGGUGAAUGGGGACAUGGGAGACAGGAGCACAGAGCAGAGUGGGGGUGACGCCCCUCCAAACACAAAGACCCAUACUGAGACAGAGACCCAUGCUGAGACAGAGACCCAUGCUGAGACAGAGACCCAUGCUGAGACAGAGACCCAUGCUGAGACAGAGACCCAUGCUGAGACAGAGACCCAUGCUGAGACAGAGACCCAUGCUGAGACAUGCUGAGACAGAGACCUAUGCUGAGACAGAGACCCAUGCUGAGACAGAGACCCAUGCUGAGACAGAGACCCAUGCUGAGACAGAGACCCAUGCUGAGACAGAGACCCAUGCUGAGACAGAGACCCAUGCUGAGACAGAGACCCAUGCUGAGACAGAGACCCAUGCUGAGACAGAGACCCAUGCUGGGGAGGACAGUCCACCUACAGGAGACCCCCAACCGAAACAAAGGAAGGAGGAGGGCACUGUGGAGCAGAAGGUACCGGUAAGUGUCUGUGGGGUGGAUGGUGUGUGUGUUACUAUAAAGCUGUUACACUGAGUGGCCAGAGAGUUCAUGUCAGCACAGUGUUGGUGUUUAUGCAUGUGUUUUCCCUGGCACAUUUAUGUAUAUCCCCAUGUCAGAUGUCUCAGGAUAUUUUCCCAUUAGAGCUAUGUGCUGUCUCAUUUAACUGACUUCACAGUCUAAUGUAACAUCACAGCACCUUUACUACAGUACACACUAAAGUGUUCUGCUGCUGUCCUCAUAGGAGAACCCUUUUUGGUUCCAGAUAGAACCCGUUUUGGUUCCAGGUAGAACUCUUUUGGGUUCCAUUUAGAACCCUCUGUGGAAAGGGGUUCUAAAUGGGGUUCUUCAAACCAAAAGGGGUUCUUCAAAGGGUUCACCAAUGGGGACAGCCAAAUAACCCUUUUUGGUUCUAGAUAGCACCAUUUUUUCUAAGAGUAUAGCCUUUGUCUCAGCAGUGUGUCUGGUUCUUACUGACUGAGUCUGCUACUGCUGGGGGUCAUUUUCGGGACUGGACUGAACAGAUGUCAAAUGCUUCAGCAGCUGAAGAGUUGAGUUUAAACCACAGUAACCCUGUGGGAGGCCUUGCUGCUGCCUGGCUGAAUGCCUCGUGAUUAUAAAUAUCUGUCUCUCAGAUUAGUGUGUUCACUCAGCAGUGAAUGAAACCCCCUAUCUCUACAUGGUAGUGUAUGAGAGAUUGGCUCUAGCUAGAGUUAAAGUGGAUCCUAUGCUUCAUGGCUUGUCAGUCUAUACUGUAUCUCUGUUGGUUACUAGACAUACUAAGCUAGCAGAGAGAGAAGAAGACCAUGGGUGGUAGAAAUGUUGUGUAUUUUUGAUAAAAGUAAUACAUAACGUACAGUAGAGCUGGGGGACAAUUUCUCCGAGUGUGUUUUGUCAGUUUUAGCAGGACAGUGGACCUACAGUAUACCACCAUACCUAAAACGUAUGCACGCAUGAUCAUAAGUCGCAUUGGAAAAAGGCAUCUGCUAAAUGGCAUACAUUACACUACUGGUCAAAAGUUUUAGAACACCUACUCAUUCAAGGGUUUUUCUUUAUUUUUACUAUUUUCUACAUUGUAGAAUAACAGUGAAGACAUCAAAACUAUGAAAUAACAUAUGGUAUCAUGUAUUAACCAAAAAAGUGUUAAACAAAUCCACAUUUAUUUUAUAUUUGAGAUUCUUCAAAUAGCCACCCUUUACCUUGAUGACAGCAUUGCACACGCUUGACAUUCUCUCAACCAGCUUCAUGAGGUAAUCACCUGGAAUGCAUUUCAAUUAACAGGUGUAAUUUGUGUAAUUUCUUUCCUUCUUAAUGCAUUUGAGCCAAUCAGUUGUGUUGUGACAAGGUAGGGGGGGUGUAUACAGAAUAUAGCCCUAUUUGGUAAAAUACCAAAUAAACAAAGCGAAACGACAGUCCAUCAUUACUUUAAGACACCAGUAAGAAGAAGAGAAUUGCUUUGGCCAAGAAACAUGAGCAAUGGACAUUGGACUGGAGGAAAUUUGUCCCUUGAUCUGGAGUCCAAAUUGGAGAUUUUUUGUCCCAACCGCCGUGUCUUUGUGAGACGCGGUGUGGGUGAACGGAUGAUCUCCGCAUGUGUAUUUCCCACCGUAAAGCAUGGAGGAGGAGGUGUUAUGGUGUGGGGGUGCUUUACUGGUGACACUCUCUGUGAUUUAUUUAGAAUUCAAGGCACACUUAACAAGCAUGGCUACCACAGCAUUCUUCAGCGAUACGCCAUCCCAUCUGGUUUGGGCUUAGUGGGACAAUCUGUUAUUCAACAGGACAAUGACCCAACACACCUCCAGGCUUUGUAAGGGCUAUUUUACCAAGAAGGAGAGUGAUGGAAUGCUGCAUCAGAUGACCUGGCCUUGACAAUCACCCGACCUCAACCAAAUUGAGAUGGUUUGGGAUGAGUUGGACCACAGAGUGAAGGAAAAGCAUCCAACAAGUGCUCAGCAUAUGUGGGAACUCCUUCAAGACUGUUGGAAAAGCAUUCCAGGUGAAGCUGGUUGAGAGAAUGCCAAGAGUGUGCAAAGCUGUCAUCAAGGCAAAGGGUGGCUAUUUGAAGAAUCUCAAAUAUAACAUAUAUUUUGAUUUGUUUAACACUUUUUGGGUUACUACAUGAUUCCAAAUGUGUUAUUUCGUAGUUUUGAUGUCUUCACUAUUAUUCUACAAUGUAGAAAAUAGUCAAAAUAAAGAAAAACCCUUGAAUGAUAGGUAUUCUAAAACUUUUGACCGGUAGUGUAUAUAUUAUUAUUAUUAUUAUUAUUAUUAUUAUUAUUAUUAGAAGCUGAGACAGAGAACCCUUGCAAGUGGUUUCUCAAUGUCACGCCCUGGCUCUGGGACUCUGUUAUGUUGAGCCAGGGUGUGUGGUUUCAAUGUGUUUUGUGUGCUAGGGUGAUUAUCUAGUUCAUUUGUUUCUAUGUUGGCCGGUGUGGUUCUCAAUCAGAGGCAACGUGUAUCAGCUGUUGCUUGUUGUCUCUGAUUGGGAACCAUACUUAGGCAGCCUGUUUUCCACAGUGUGUUGUGGGAUCUUGUUCCGUAUGGUUUGUAUUGUAACCAAGGACUUCACGUUUCGUAUCGUUUAUUGUUUUGGUUCGUUGUGUGUACAAGUAAAAAAGAAUGUACGCUUAUCACGCUGCGCCUUGGUCCGUUGCUUAUGACGAUCGUGACAGAAGAUCCCACCAUAACUGGACCAAGCAGCGUGUCCAGGAGCCAACGCCAGAGAGGACUCUAAUGAAUAUCAACCUCGACUGGGUCAAGCAGCGUGAGGAGGAGAGAGGCUGGACUUUGGAGCAGAGGAGCGAGAGUCUGGCGAGAGCCAUGGAGGCCUGGUCCACGGGGAGGAGAGACGCCCAGAAAUUUUUUAGGGGGGGGGGGCUCACGCCGUGGAUGACGGGGCAGCAGGAGGCCGGGAUAGAGUGGUUCAGCGGGUUGGCAAAGGAGGCCGCCAGGUUACGGGAGUCACUGGUCACCAGGGGGAAGGAGAAUGUAGAGGCACGGCGAGAGGUACUGGGGUGUGUUGCCAGUCCGGUCCGGCCCGUUCCUGAUCCCCGCGUAGGGCCAGUGGUGUGUGUCCCCAGUACGGUCCGGCUUGUUCCUGUCCCUCGCACCGAGCCUGUGGUGCGCUUCGUCAACCCGGUUCGGCCCGUCCCUGCUCCCCGCACCAAGCCAAUGGUGCGCGUCGUCAGCCCGGUCCGGCCCGUCCCUGCUCCCCGCACCAAGCCUGUGGUGCGCGUCGUCAGUCCAGCACAGCCCGUGCCUGUUCCACCGGUGCCUGAUCCGGAACCGGUCAGCUGCUCCACUCCGGAGCUAGAGCAAUCCGCUCCACCAGUGUUCAGUCCAGCUCCGGCCAGCAGGGCCAGACCGGACCAGGGGCGCUUUGGGGGGUUUGUUGGAGGGUGGGGAUCAAGCCCGGAGCCGGAACCGCCUCCGAGGAGGAAUGCCCACCCGGCCCUCCCCUGUUCGGUUUAUGUUUGGCGCGGUCGCAGUCCGCGCCUUUGGGGGUGGGGUACUGUCACGCCCUGGCUCUGGGACUCUGUUAUGUUGAGCCAGGGUGUGUGGUUUCUAUGUGUUUUGUGUGCUAGGGUGAUUAUCUAGUUCAUUUGUUUCCAUGUUGGCCGGUGUGGUUCUCAAUCAGAGGCAACGUGUAUCAGCUGUUGCUUGUUGUCUCUGAUUGGGAACCAUACUUAGGCAGCCUGUUUUCCACAGUGUGUUGUGGGAUCUUGUUCCGUAUGGUUUGUAUUGUAACCAAGGACUUCACGUUUCGUAUCGUUUAUUGUUUUGGUUCGUUGUGUGUACAAGUAAAAAAGAAUGUACGCUUAUCACGCUGCGCCUUGGUCCGUUGCUUAUGACGAUCGUGACACUCAAUGUGUGAAACAUUCAGCUUGCUUGGGUAUUCUGCCAGUAAACACACACAAAGUUAUACUUGACUAGUAACCCAAUUUACAGUCAGUGUAUUCGUGUGAAUUUUGGGUGGAGAGUUCAAGGAAGGACUGCUUUGAGGUAGAAUAUUUGUAAUACUCUGGUAAAUGGUUUGAAUGUUAAUGAACUAUUUUGUACAUUGUGAUAGAGAAGAAUAAUACAUUCAAAGUAAUAAAUAUGAGAAUAAAUAUUUGUACAGAACGUAGCACAGAGCAAGACAACAUUCCUCUUGAACAAUACAUGUGCGAUACACACAAAGAAUCCAUCUAUAUCAAUGAAUAGAGGAAGCGAACAUUCAUUCAUUCUCUGUUCAGCCCUAAGUUUCCUGCAGAAUCUUGAUUUCUUAAGUAUGUGGGAGACACUCGUUGGUCGGUGUUUUAUAUACCGUACUGUUACAGUUCAUUGGUCUCAUUUCCCCCUUCCAGCCUUUCAUUUUCUGUUUUGAGAGGCUCCCCCACACCACAGUCACACACACACACACUCCACAAUAGCCCAAUAUACACAGGAACACAUACUAUAGUAUGCCCAAACAGCACUCCUUAUUAAAAGGAAUUGUGGAACCCUCAAUUAAAAGGAACAUAAAACAUAGAUUGAACUAAAACCCUUUGUUGUCUUAAUGUUAACAUUGCUGUGUUGAAGCACAAGUGUUUGUUUAAAGCGAUGCUGUUAUAGAUCUCUCUGGGGAAGUGUGUGUGUGUGUGUGUGUGUGUGUGUGUGUGUGUGUGUGUGUGUGUGUGUGUGUGUGUGUGUGUGUGUGUUUGUGUUUGUGUCCGCUAUAACAAAAUGGGAUCCUAGUGCAGCAUGAGGACAAUGUGGGAGUGAGCGUGACCUUCAGGCUCAGAGUUCAAUGCCUCCUUUACUCCCAAUUGUCUAACCUGACUUGAACACAAUAUAUAUUAUAAUAUACAAAUAUAUUAUUUGUCGAGGGGCCCUUUUCACCACCUCUAGCUAUAGGAACAUGGCGAUGUCUAUGAACUGUACAUACAGUAUGCAUCUCCCCAACUUGUCCCACAGCCAACUGACACACCUCUCUCUUCUGUGUUUCAGGAGACCAACGAACAGAAGCUGCACAAGAUCGCCAAUGAGCUCCUGAAGACAGAGAGGGCCUACGUCACACGGCUCAACCUGCUGGACCAGGUGAGUGUGUCCCACUGUCCGUCCAGGGUUCUACCAGUAGGUAGAAAACGUUUUGAUACUGUGAGAAACAGGGAGGUAUUACCUGAACUUGUCCAAUAACAGAAUGUCGGUGUGAUAUGGUGUGUCCUACUGAACAAUGACCCAGGUCUACCUCAGCUUGAAAAGAAGGCAGUGUUCAUUAUUAUGAUCAAUUCAGUGUGGUUUACCUCACCUGGCCAUGUUGCGCCACCAUCCAGGUGUUCUGUGCCAAGCUGAUGGAGGAGGCUCUGAAGGGCACGUUCCCUGUGGACGUGGUGAAGAACAUCUUCUCCAACAUCUCCUCCAUCAACACCUUCCAUAGCCAGUUCCUGCUGCCAGACCUGGAGAAACGCAUGGGAGAAUGGUAAGCUCCUCAUGACUGACCGGCCACGGAGUUAUAGACUCUGAACACAGACCCAUUCAAGUGCAUGCACUCACAGAUUUCACCCCUGAGAAUGGAUGAAAAUACGAUACAAAACAAUAUUGCUACGAUAAGUAACAAUUCUGCCUCUGUGACUCAUUCAGAAUCAGAUUCACUCAGAUGUAACUUCACACAGAUGUAAUAAAGUUGGGGUUUUUAAAUGAUUGUCCGUUGAAAAAUCAUGGUUGAGUCAUCCUCCACUUGGUGGAGUUUCAGGUUAAGGGAUGGUUACCUUGAGGUCCCUAUCUAACUGUCACUCCUCCCUACAGGGAGUCCACCCCUCGCUUGGGGGACAUCCUGCAGAAGCUCACGCCCUUCCUGAAAAUGUACGCUGAGUACGUGAAGAACUUUGACAAGGCCAUGGAGCUGCUUAAACAGUGGACGGACCGCUCUCCACAGUUUAAAUCCACCAUCCAGGACAUACAGGUACCAGUGUAGAUUCGAAACACUAGCCUGAUUCAGAAGUGCACAGGUAUGCAGUUGUGGAUUAACACAUUGUUUGUAUAGGAAUGAUAUAAUUCCAUAGCAAUUCUAGGAAUUACAUGAUCUGAGUUUGGGACUGUAGCACUGCAAUAAUUGACCUGUGGAUAUACAGAUUUCUGCUGCAAGGUCUCAUUUGGUUUGCAAAGAGAAAGACAGAAAUCUAUCUAUAUCUCACUAUUGAUUUGUACUAUGAAUAGUAAUCAUGGAAUGGAACAAUUGAAUAAUUUAUGGUUGUGUCAACUGGUCCUGUUGAAUGGAUAUUCCUCUAACAAUUGUGUGGUUUUACUUUUAAGCCUUGAACCUUGAAGUGACAGUGGACUGUUUUGUUUUUUGUGUUUCAGAGUCAGGAAGCGUGUGGCAGUUUGACGCUGCAGCACCACAUGUUGGAGCCGGUACAGAGAGUUCCCCGUUACGAGAUGCUGCUCAAAGACUACCUGAAGAAACUGCCUCAGGACGACCCCGACCACCGAGAUGCAGAAAGUGAGUACAACACUGGAAAGUGCUUUUUACUAUUCAUAAUCUGUACACAGUAGAGCAGGAGUCCAUGUAACUCGAAAUACUUUCUUGUGAUUAUAAUUGUGUAUUUACUUCACAUAAAAAAAGACAUUUGAAACCUCCAUUGCCAAGUAUAAACAUUUUCCUUACAUUGAAAACACACAAAACUGUUGUUUACAAUUGUAUAAUUUUUUUAUUACAUAAUACAUUUCAUUUUCAUAAGGUCAAAGUUCAUCAUUCCUUAUUUCCAUGUUCCUCAGAGUCAUUGAACAUCAUCGCCAUGGCAGCCACACACUCCAACAGUGCCAUUCGAAAAUCUGUGAGUAUCUGCAGCACACCACUCUUAUAAUCUGAAAUAAAAUCAGGGCCUGUAUUCAAAAAGCUUCUCAGAGUAGGAGUGCUGAUCUGGGAUCAAUUUUGCCUCUAUGAUUUUUACGAAUAAGAUUAUAUGGACAAGGGGGACCUGAUCCUAGAUCAGCACUUCUACUCAGAUGCUUUUUGGCUAGUGCUUGAACCCAACCAAGCUUUUUGAAUCCAACUAAAACCCCUUCCCUUCUCAGGAGAAUCUGAAGAAGCUGCUGGAGAUCUAUGAGAGGUUAGGGGAGGAGGAGGACAUCGUCAACGCCUCCAAUGAGUUCAUCAAGGAGGGACACAUCCUGAAGCUGGCUGCCAGGAACACCUCGGCUAUGGAGAGAUACCUCUUCCUGGUGAGAAACACACACACACAUGCAAUGCAUGCACGCGCACGCACGCACGCACGCACGCACACACACACACACAUUUCACUUAAUCUCUGUACUCAACCAAGUCUGGAGCAAUAUAUUAGCAAAACAAGCAUUAAUCAUAGGUGUUUCUUUGUUCCCCUUCAGUUCAACAACAUGCUGUUGUACUGCGUGCCCAAGUUCAGUCUGGGAGGGCCCAAGUACACAGUACGCACCCGCAUCGGCAUCGAGGGCAUGAAGGUACUAGGGACCACCAACGAGGACUACCCCCACACCUUCCAGGUGUCUGGCAAGGAGAGGACUCUGGAGCUUCAGGCCAGGUAAGCUGUUACAUCCUACAGAGCCAUACACACAGGUAACUGCCAUAAUAAAGGAAACACCAACAUAAAGUGUCUAAUAGGGUCACCACGAGCCACCAGAACAGCUUCAAUGCACCUUGGCAUCGAUUCUACAAGUGUCUGGAACUCUAUUGAAGGGAUGCGACAACAUUCUUCCACAAGAAAUUCCAUCAUUUGGUAUUUUAUUGAUGGUGGUGGAAAAUGCUGUCUCAGGUGCCACUCCAGAAUCUCCCAUAAGUGUUCAAUUGGGUUAAACCCCCUAUGCUCCAUUGAGGAAUACCUGGAAUAGUAUAAAGUAAUCCUUCUUCCCCCACCCCCCAUUAAAUCUUUAUUUUUAUUUUUUUUUAUCAUAAGUUGAAUGCACCAAUUUGUAAGUCGCUCUGGAUAAGAGCGUCUGCUAAAUGAUGUAAAUGUAAAAAUGUAAAUGAAACCCCUCUUUCUAAGUCACUGAGAUCUCUUCUUCUAGCCAUGGUAGCCAAAAUAAUGGGCAACUGGGCAUUUUUAUAAACGACCCUAAGCGUGAUGGGAUGUUAAUUGCUUAAUUAACUCAGGAACCACAUCUGUGUGGAAGCACCUGCUUUUAAUAUACUUUGUAUCCCUCAUUUAGUGUUACCUUUAUUUUGGCAGCUAGCUGUAGAUAACAGCCAUAGUUCUACUCCACCCUAUAGCCAUAUGUAUAAAAAAACAUUUACUGCCAUGAUUCUCAGAAUAACUGUAUACUACAGUCCCACACCCUAUUGCUAACAAUCUCCACUUGGCACAGACAGAACAGGACGGCCACCCCUCAGAGCCUGCUUCCUGCCUUUCUAGGGAGUUUUUCCUAGCCACCGUGCUUCUACAUCUGCAUUGCUUGCUAUCUGGGGUUUUAGGCUUGGUUUCUGUAUAAGCAUUUUGUAACAAUUGCUGUUGUAAAAAGGGCUUUCUAAAUACAUUUGAUUGAUUUGAUUGACUAUAAUUUGGCCACAUCCCUCUGCUAACCCUAUGGGGUUUUAAGUGUAUGAGAAGUACACUAUUACAGCUCAUCAUAGUCCCGUGUGGCUCAGUUGGUAGAGCAUGGUGCUUGUGGGUUCGAUUCCUACGGGGAAUCAGUACAAAAAAGUACGAAAAUGAAUGACACUCACUACUGUAGGUCGCUCUGGAUAAGAGCUUCUGCUAAAUGAUGUAAAUGAUAAACAGUAGUGUAACAUUCCAUUCCAUACAGAUGUAGGAUCUUAAUUUGAUCCCUCUUUUGUUGCUGAGAAUGUUGCUGCACCUCAGGAAAUGCAGAUGAGCUUUGUGAUGUACAUAAAUUCACUGAAAACCCACACUGUUAUAUUAACAGUAUUGCACUUUUCAUGUAGCCUACUUUUGGCCGGAUAAUAGCCUAACCACUGAUCAAGCUACAUUAUGGACUAAUGUUUAUUUCAUUUUUCAGCUCCGAACAAGACAAGGACAAUUGGAUAAAGGUACAUGAUCACAUUCUUAUUGAUUUACACUAUUAUUUUAUUUCCUGUAUGUUCAGUAGAUUUGGGUGUGUAUUGCUGACCAUGUUUCUGUCUGUGUGUGUGUGGCCUGCAGGCUUUUCGGGAGACCAUUGAGAUCUUCCAUCAGAAGAAUGAGACAUUCAAGUCAGCCUCCAAAGAUGUGGAGGAAGUGUCGGUGAGUGUCAUCACAAUGAACAUGACCUCUGACUCUUCUUGUGCACUGAAUGAGUGUCAAAGAUCCUCCUGUGCCUGAGCUACAUGUGUCGGUGUGUAUUGUUCUCUAGACGGCAGAGCUGGGGAAACGUGCCCCUCGCUGGAUACGGGACAAUGAGGUGACAAUGUGUAUGAAGUGUAGAGAGCCCUUCAAUGCUCUGACGCGACGGAGACACCACUGUCGAGCCUGUGGCUAUGUGAGUGAAGCGUCCGCUCGACACCAUGCUCGACCUCUCUCUAUCUCAGAACCCAUUAUAACAUGUUUAUACUCAAUAUAUAGCACCCAUUAUAAAAUGUUAAUACUAUUUGUGAUGCUCAACCCAUUUGACUGCUGGCUGUUUGGCUAGUUUACACUGUAUUGUUCGUUCAGUGUUAGACUGAUGUCUUCUGUUCCUGUAUCAGGUUGUGUGUUGGAAGUGCUCAGACAACAAGGUGGCCCUGGAGUACGACAGCAACAAGAUCAACAAGGUGUGUAAGGACUGCUACUCCAUCCUGACUGGAGAGGAAAAGGCAGAGGGCAAGAAGAAGGGCAUUCUGGAGGUGAGGGGCACACACACACACACACACACACACCUGCGUCUGCAUAUAUUCUGUGUCUAAACAGCACUCCUCUGUCAACAGAUUGAGGCCGCCCAGUUCUCCGGCAGCAGCAUCAUGUGUGGCUUCCUGCAGUACUGUGAGAAGAACAAGCCCUGGGGGAAGGUGUGGUGCGUCAUCCCAGAGAAGGAGGCGUUGGUGCUCUACCUCUACGGAGCGCCACAGGUUAGUCAAACACAUAAUGUGGAGCAGUGGAUGCUUCUGAGGGACGGCUCAUAAUAAUGGCUGGAACAGAGCGAAUGGAAUGGCAUCAAACCAUGUUGUUUGAUGUAUUUGAACCAUUCCACUCAUUCUGCUCUAGCCAUUACCAUGAGCCUGUCCUCCCCAAUUAAGGUGCCACCAACCUCCUGUGAUGUGGACAUUGUCAAUCUUAAACAUGCAAAGACAUCCACAUUCUCUAUAACCAUAUUUGUUAUGAAUGGGGGCAAGAGUUUUCCUUCACCCUGUGACCUGAUUAGCUGAAUAGGAGAAACUCCUCUGUACCUAGUUACAAUAUAAAUUAUCUCCCCCUCCUCUCUCAGGAUGUGAAGGCCCAGUCCACUAUCCCUCUUCUGGGUUACUCUGUGGAGGACAGCCCCCGGCCUGCCGACCUUCCAGCCAGCUUCCGUUUGUCACAGUCCAAAUCAGUCCACAGCUUCGUGGCCGAGAGCGAUGAGCUGAAACAGCGCUGGCUCAAGGUGAUCCGGGUGGCCGUGACUGGGGAGGUGCCCGAGUGCCCCCCUCCCAACGAUGCCACGGGCACCAUGGCCGUGGACGGCGCCCAGGAGACAAGCUCAGACAGCACCUAACUGUGUGGUGUGGCAUGGAACAACUGAAGACCGCCAGAGACCUAUGUGCAUUUAUGCACACACACACACAGUCCCAUGCUACCCUCAUGGACACACACACACACAGUCCCAUGCUACCCUCAUGGACACACACACACACACAGUCCCAUGCUACCCUCAUGGACACACACACACAGUCCCAUGCUACCCUCAUGGACACACACACACACAGUCCCAUGCUACCCUCAUGGACACACACACACACACAGUCCCAUGCUACCCUCAUGGACACACACAAGAACAGUCCCAUGCUACCCUCAUGGACACACACACACACAGUCCCAUGCUACCCUCAUGGACACACACAAGAACAGUCCCAUGCUACCCUCAUGGACACACACAAGAACAGUGUGGAAACUCAGUGCUGGAUAAGCUGCCUUCCCUUUCCAUUCCACGCCUCUCCUCCUUCCCUGAGUGGAUUCUACCAAUCAUAAGCGAGUGCAGGAUUGGACCGCACAGCUCCACCAAUAGAGCUGUGCAUUCCAAUCAUC
This is a messenger RNA of Coregonus sp. 'balchen', 61845 nucleotides long. The record is from the annotation of a GenBank genome assembly. NCBI's taxonomy places the organism in Eukaryota, Metazoa, Chordata, Actinopteri, Salmoniformes, Salmonidae.